AUGGCGGUCAAACUCUCCCUCUUUCUUUUACCUUUCUGUGGUCUGGCUCCGGUCCCGUAACUUCUUGUCCAGCCAUUAAAGAAAACUGAUUUAUUAGAGUUUCUUCCAGGGACAGAGCGUUUAGCUUAGUAUGAAUAUUAUGCAAUCCAUGACUGAAUAUUUUCUCAGUAAUGAUUGUUGAAAGUGGGGUUGAAUCGCACCUUCUGUUUGAGCCUCAAUAAAAAGCUGCAGGAGGUUCAAACUGGUGCAGAGUUACUGGAAAUGAUGGAGAUCACAUUCACAGCCCAUUUUAAUCCGCAGAGAUGGAAAUGUGUUCAAGGUGUUAAAGAGGAAAGCUGGUUUAGUUUCCUCUCUAUUAGUCCGAAUGUACUCAUGAAACAUAUGUACAGUUUCACUCUGUUUGUAGGGUGUAGUGUAAUUUCAUAGGGAGAGUGUGCAGUAUUUAUCAAAACAGAUUUGGUGGAAAUGGAAUAUGAUAUUUACAAGUUUGUUUGAAUGAGUUUAUUGAGGUCUAUCUUUAGUGCUUUUGGUCUUUGCAUGAAUUUCAACGAGGAGAGAAAUUAAAUCUAUUCAACUUUAAACUUAAAUAAUGUAAAAAUAAAUGUUCAGAAAAUCAUCUCAGAUCAAAACACAGGGAUGAACUGAAGUCUGUGACAUCAGGAACUGUAUUUACUGUUUAGGUCUUGUGUUUCAGGAACUGUAUUUACUGUUUAGGUCUUCUGUUUCAGGAACUGUAUUUACUGUUUAGGUCUUCUGUUUCAGGAACUGUAUUUACUGUUUAGGUCUUCUGUUUCAGGAACUGUAUUUACUGUUUAGGUCUUCUGUUUCAGGAACUGUAUUUACUGUUUAGGUCUUGUGUUUCAGCUUUUAGGAUGAGAAGAAAAAAGUUCUGAUGGGGUGAUGAAGAAGAGUCUCUUCCUCCUCCCUGAAUGUCAGCAUGAUGAUUGUCCUCUCAGAUAAAAACAUUACAUUCAAAUUAGUCUGCGCUCUCUCUUCCUGCUCGUUGCAGUCUCUCUUUUGUUCUCAGACUUUAUCUUUAAACAUCUUCACGAGUUUAAUGUCACUGUUGUUUCUGUGAUGUGAAACAAGCAGAGGAUGCCAGCCUAGCCCGAGGACCUACUUUUUUUUUAACCUCGUUAAUCCUUAAAACAGUUUAAUGUCUUAAAUAAAGAUGUACACUCCUAUAAAAUAAAACAUCCAUUAACUGUUUUUCUUCAGUAAUCUCCCGAAGACUUAAACAGAGACACGAACUGAGAAGAGACAACCCUUAAAUGAAUUACACAGCAAAAAAAAAAAAGAAAAAGAAAGAAAGCAAACUACCUUAAUUCUUAAAAAGCAACACAUAUUCAAUCACAACAUAUUUAAUGACAUUUAAUGUUGUUUGCAAUACAAUACAACACAAGAACUUUAAUUAUCCCCAAAGGGAAAUUCAUUUGCUGUAUCAGUGAACCAUAAACUGAUGGUAAUAAAACUAUAAACUGCUUGUUUUAGUAUAGAAAACUGUAUAUUUGUUCAGCAAUUGUUUCGCAGGUUGAACCAGGAAUCUGUUUCUCGAGAUCACUUUUGGUGUCCCUCAGGGCUCUAUCCUGGGUCCUACUCAUAGACUGUUUAUACUAUGAACAGCUUGGUUCUGCCUUCAGCCAGUAUAUGGAUUUGAAGCCAAAAAGCUCUUGGCAGUUGCGUUGUACGCACUCCACCACUUGCGCAGCAGCAUUGUGCGCAUUCGGCGGGAGAGUCACCAAAAGUUGCUGUGAUGACACUCCGCUCAAACAGCGUAUCCCCCGGGUGAGCUAUGCAAUCUUCGUUCACCCAUAGGCUGUAUCAAGUGUUAAUCAAAGAAAACAUUAACCCCCUAAUAGCUUUUAAAAAUGGAGUUGUACAGAAAAAAGAGGACUUGAGCACAAACCAGUCUUACUGUAACCACAUGUCAACAUCGCAAGCAGGGGGGAGAAAAAGUUCAGUUCUGUGUAAUUAAUGUCUAAAGUUUGUCCACAGGUCCAUAGGGAUCACUGGAGGAGGCGGAGUUUAUGACCUAUACUGCAGCCCGUCACCAGGGUGUGCUGUUCUCGGAGUGGCUUCACCCAGCGAGGAGGCAGACUGUCCAUUCUAUAUACAGUCUAUGGUCCUACUCUAUUCUAUUUUGAAGAAGGACCUAAACAACGGUGUCAAAGUAAAAAUUGCACUUCUACACAGAUGUUAUUGUCAUCUAGCUCUCAGCAGAGAAGUUUCUUCAGUUACAAAAGCAGCUCAAGAGUAUCAGACGGUGUUUUAGAUUUUACCAACAGAAUUUAAAAAACAUUUUACAAGCUUAAAAAACAAAGUUUGUGGUCUAUUUGAAAAUAUAUAUUCAUUCUGAAAGCUAAGUCCCUAAAAAUAUAACCUCAUGAAAAAACUUGUAUAUAUGAAAUGUCAAGAGUUAAAAGAGGAAGUUUUUUUUUGUUUUGUUUUGUAAAUAAAUCCUGUUUGACUUCCUGUGCUAACAGUAAUAUUGGUGAUGAAUUAAUAAGUAACAAAACUGUGCCUAAUGUAGAUAUUUGCAUUUACGAGGUGGAUUUUAUUUUGAAGACUUUGCCCCACUUUCAUCCGGGUGUGUCAGUUUUCCCAUCUGACCGGAAGUACAUCGUGUAACGAGUCCAGCUUGACUCAAUUUCUCCUCCAAACUCUGCGCUCAGACCCUCGGCUGGUUUUCUCCUCCAGUGAAGCAUCCUCACCCCGCCAGCUCCACCGGGGAGUCCGGCUGAGUGAAGCAAACACACACCUUUCCUCUGAAACAGUGUGUUCGUGUGUGUGUGUGUCCGUCAGCAAACUUUGGAGACUUUUACGCGUCAGUCAGGCGCAGUUUGGAUUUCUCUGGUUUGGAGUUUGAAAAGUUGGAGCGCAGGAGAAACUUUUGACCGAAGAGGAAAAGUUCGCUCAGAGUUUGAGGAGAAGGAGAAUGAUCCUGCAGGGGGACCAGCUGCCGCUCCAGUGAACACAUGUGAGUACAAGGCCUCUCAAACAUGAAUAUUUACAGAGAAAAAUGAGUUUUAUGGUGAUGGAGGAAGACUUCUUUGUAAAGCAAAGAUUUUCGAGGAGUUGUUUCAGCGCAUUUUGGCAGCAGAAAGUGACUUUUUGCGCCGUUUUAGCCAUAAAACUGUUCAAAAAGCUCAAAUGCUGCUCUGACAUACGAUUAAUUUGUUCAUUUAAGUUAAAUUUUUAGUUGUGGUCCCUAAAUUUGCUGAAACAUCCUCAUCUGAGGCCAGCCUUUGCGCUCCAACUUGAUCCAAAGUUACGCACUCUGAUGGUUUUCUUUUUCUACCGUUUCGUUUUAACCCAUAAGUUUAUCUUUUUACACCUUUUCUAGAAGUUUAUCUCUUUUAUUUAUAGAAGUAGUUCUUUUAACUUUAAGUUUCUUCUUUGGAUGACUUCUGCCCCUCAGAGUACAUCCCAAAUACACGCCUAUGUCUAUGCGCAGCUUCAACAACCAGAUCUGGAUCAUUUACACUAGAAUUCAGGACUUUGUUCUGAAGUUGAAGCAAAAUAUAGAAAUCAUAGAAACCAGGCAGAGACCUGAGUUCUCUCUGUCUUUGUUUUGUGCCUGGAAGCUAAACUCUCCGCUUCAGCAUUAAAAAAAGAGAGGAAGGUGUGUUUCCAUGAUGCUGCUGGCUACCUAUAGCUGCAUAUGUUUACAAUCUCCAUACAGAGACACUUUGUUCUCUUUGAAUGGAAAAUCAACGUAAACUCUGUAUACUGUGGAGAUGUCAUCACUUACCUGCCUCAGGGAGAGAAAAACUGAAGCCAGAUUUUUUUAGGUACUAGACCCUUAUAGAAAAAUGUUUGUAAACACACUGAUGUCUCCAGCUGCUGCUUAUCGUUAUUCCUGCCAUGAUGACUCCAAAAUGCUUAAAAUAGUUGCACAAUGCAGAAAAGUGUUCAAAGUAACACCUUUAAAUGACUCUUCUCAUUAAACCAGCUCAAAAAAAUCUGUAUACUCUUCACUGACUUUCUAAAAAGACGGAUGAAAACUGCAAAAAUUUGGAUUAACGUGGAAAAGAUGAGUUUUUCCUAACAGGAACAGAAAGCUUUAUGGAGAUGUUUCUGGUUUAUUUUGUCCAUUUUUCUGUGUACAGUUGAUUUUGUUGCUGCGUUGUUUCUUUUUUGUUUGAAACCUAUUCUCAAGUCUUAAAAUUUUUUGUCUUUCUAUAAAGUAAUUUUGUUGUAAUUUAGCAGUUUUGUCUCUUUGUAGUCGUUUGGUGUCUCUUUGUGGUCCUUGUUUGGUAGUUUAGUGCUACAUUGUGUUUUUUUUUCUGGUUGUGUUUGGAAUCUCUUUGCAGCCCUUGUGUUUCCUUUUGGAGUUAAUGUUCAUCUUGUUGUUGUUGUGUUUAGUCUCCUUGGUCAUUAAGUGUUUGCCUCUUUGUUGUGAUUUUGUGUCUUUUUACAUCUGUUUACAUCGAUUGGCAUUUUUGUUCAAUCCCUUUGCAGUCUUUUUGCAGCUCUUUGUAGCUGUGUCCAGUCCCUUUGUUGUGCUUUUGUCUGUCUUUGUGGUCAGUAUUUGUCUUUUGUUUUUACUUGUGAAUGAACUUGUUUGUGUCUUAUUGGAGAUGCGUUUUGUCUCUUUGAUAUGUAUUGUGUGUAUUUGUUGUUGUAUUUUGCCCCUUUUUGGUCAUUUUGUGUCUCUUUAUUAAUGUAUUUCAUGUCCCUCUCUUGUUGCAUUUUGCCUCUUAGCCACCUUUUUGUUAAACAUCUGUUUGUUGCUGUUUUUUCCUCUCCGUGCUCAUUUUAUUUUACUGUUGUUUCAUGAAUCUUUGAAGUGUUUUCACAGUUUUUUUUUCACUGGCGUUUGUUUCAGUGGUUUGGUGUCUCUUUAAGAGGGUUGUGAUUCUCUCGUUUUGCAGGGAUUUGUAGUUUUCCUUUGAGUCUUCUGUCUUUUUAUAUGUCUUUGUUGUCCUUUUUUCACAUCACAUCUUUUUAGUUUUGUGUCUCUUUACAAUCAUAUUGGUCUCUUGGUUAUCUAUUUAGUCCAGACUUAUCUCCUCCUCAAGUUGAUUUGAGUCUUUUUUGUUUCUUUAUCACUUGGUAUGUUUGUAGUUUUGUGUCUUUGUUGUGCUUUUGCAGUUUUUUUCUGGAUAGUUCGAAUUCCUCUUUAGUUUUGUGUUGUUUUGAUUGACUUAUGGUAAAGAAAUAUUAACAAUUAUCACUCUAAAAUCCUCCUUUAUCAAAGCUACAGCUGUUUUUUGUGUUUAGGCUUCUUUUUAGUGAUGGUGUGAUUCAACUAUGGAAACAUUUUUGAGAUAUAAGUAUUUCAUUUGUCAUUUUUAGUCUCUGAUUUAAACACAGAUGUCAAAGAGAUCACAAAACUUUAUUAAAAUACCUUUGCCAAAAACCUCUGACAGAUUUCUGGCAAACUCACGAUUAUGUCUAAGAAAAAAAUUAAAAGGCGAGACCAAAUGUGGGAAAAUCUAAUAUUAGACAAAGUUUGAUGUUGGGUUGGGGAAGUAUUCAUGUGGGACGGUUGAAAGAUCCUCAGACAUCAAGGCGGGCUGGAGUUGGACCAAAUACCCUGAAAGAUAAUUAAAUAUUUUAGAGAUAAAAAUACCUUAAAGAAAACUUCAUAAGAAUAUCAGGCAGAUGUUAAAAUGUUAUUGUAAGAUUAAGAGUCUCAGCAGAGUCUAGAGGAAUUCACCUUAUCUAUGGAGCUGUCUUUAAGGUGGAUUUGCUGAUUCCUCCCAGCUGUUACUCAACCUUUGCAGGUGAUACACAGAAAACAGCAUGAAGGUGUGAACAGACUCUUUACAUAGAGACAGGAAGUGACGUACAGCAACAUCCUGGUCAGCAGGUCAUCUCUGAUGAGUCUCUUAUCCCUAAAGAUGGUCACAGGUGGAGGUUUAGAGGAAGAACCUAAAGACAGGCGCUUUUCCAAAGAAGGGUGACUGAAAUGAAGCUGGAGCUGAGUCCGAGUUUCAGGUGGACCAGGAAGGAAUGUGGUUUCAUUAAAAUAAAGGUGAGGGUGUGAUCUCUGACCCUGCAGGUGUAGUUUGAUCCUGAUGACAUUAGUCUGAGGAGGAGAUGGAGACGUCCUCCCUUUAGUGGCAACUUCAGACUGAUCUUUUUUGCUGCUUCUGCAGGACAUGAAAUCUCUGACUGUUUUUUAUUUUUUUUUUUCAAAAAAAAAAAAGAUUUGCAACCCCCCUCCCCCUCAAAAAAAAAAAGCAAAGAAAAAUCACCAAAUGUGAAUUUACUUUUUGUUUUCACUGAUGAUAUAAUGGACGGAAAAAAGUUUCAUAGAUGAUCCGUUGAGUUUCAAAAUCCAGACAUUUUUACGACGUCAAGACUUAAGCUUUUACUUUAUCAUGAUUCAGACCAAAGUCUCUCACUUUUAGCCCGUCAGUCGUUAGAUUGUGUUUACUACACUAAUGUGUUUCACUCCAUCCCUCAGCUUUUCAGACACACAUGGAAACACCAUCCUCCUCUUGCUCCUCUCCCAGCUCUCCUCUCUCCUCCUGUAGCUGCCUGUCUCACGUUGAUCUGUUUCAGUGAGGAGUCAGCUGACCUCCUGACCCCCUACAAGCCUUUCUGUGACCUUGAAUCCUCUAGAAGGUCACCAGUAUUCAUCAGGUGAAUUAAGAAUCUAGAGCUGAUUGAGUUUGUUUGGGUCCUUAAAUUGACCAGUUGAGGAGCUCUUUUAUUUUGGUCACUUUUAAAAACUCAGUAUACUUUUGAUUGUUCAGUUUAUUCGUAUUUGUAUUUAUUUAUUUAGCACAGAUUAAAAACAGUGCAGUGAAACUGAUAGGCUUAUAAAAAGUUUGCAUCCCGGUAGGGAAGUAAAGGCAUAGGGUGCAAACAACAAAGUCAUUCAGACAUAGACAGGUUAUAGAAAUACAAUGAGUAGAGAAAGAUCAAAACAUAUACAAAUUUUCAUAUAUAGAACAUAGACUAAUCAUCAAUCAGCCCAUCCAGAUAUAGAGAACUUAUAAGUAUACAUAACAUAAGAAGAAAAGAAGCAUGAACAUAACAGAUAAUGACAUGUUUAAGACAUGAUUAGAUGUGAUUUUAAUGAUAUUUUAAAGGAUGAUAUUGAUUUAAGAGAUACAAUCCAGAUUAUUCCAUAGUUUCGGUCCUCUAAAAGUGACAUUAGACUGAUGACAAGAAGUUCGACAGAAAGAUAACUGAAGAUAGCCGUUUUGUCUUGUUGAGUAUGGGUAUUGUUUCAAUUGUUUUAUAACUUUUGUUGGGUUUUAAGAUAUCUUAUCAACUUUUUUACAUUUUAAGUGCUUAGUAACUUGUUUUAAAAGCAUUUGUAAUUAUUAGUAUUGUGAGCAGCAAGGUUGAAGAGAGCAGCUAAGCACGCUCAGUCCAUUUCUGCACAUGCUCAAAAUGUGGUUUUCUCCACAAAGGUUGCAAAGCAGAGCAAUGUUGCGAUGGAUUGCAGUGAAAGUGCUCACAAUGCUAAUAAGUGCACGGUCUACACGUUGCGUGCACAGCUCUUCCAUAACUUUGAAUCUGGCUUAACUCCUGACCUUUUGUCUUCAUUUUGACGCCAUAUUUCUGCACCAGUGUUGGAUAACAGAGAACAGACCGAACUCAAACAUGCUGCCGCUCCACAGUCAUUAUUCUGUAUAAAUGUUUUCAGAGGGAGGAGGGAGCCGAUUUAUGUAAAUACACUCACACUGAUUUACAGAUUUACUGCCCGUCAUAUAACUGGAUGUUGGCAGAAAUCAGAGUCCUCCACCAACGCUGGGAGAUUCUUAAAAUUGCGACACACUUCAGACUGUGGGUACACCGCCGGAUAAUUUAGAGCCCUAUUACGACUCCGGCCUCCACCCUCAGAUCAGAUCAGAAUAGCAAAACAGCACAUAAAAGCAGAAGUGCCGCACAUACCAGAUGAAGAGACUACAGCACAACACCAACGCAGCAAAAUUAAUAUUGAUGAAAAGUGUAAAAAUCACAAAGAAAUUCUGUCCAAACAGCCCAGAAAGUCUGAAAUCUCUUUGAGAAACAUGAGUUUGAGUUUCAGCUGGGAUUUGUCCUCAUGUAAAGGUAAAUAUCGAAGAUAUUUUCAGGUGUGAAAUCCACUCAGAUCCCUGACUUCAGGGCGGCUGUGGCUCACCCUGCGGACACAUGAAUCACCCUCUUUAUUUGUGGUGUCGGCGGCCUCGUCCGCUGACCUCGCUCCUCUUGUCAUUCACUCCCAUUUCCACGGCUGAGCCGGAGGCGGGGAGACGAGGAAACAAGGGAACACGCCACACGAGUCGACAAAGAGGCGAGUUUUCUUUAAUGUCAGGAGCUGCAUGAAUUUUCAGCUCGACAAAGCCGGACGCUGAAAAUGAAAUCUGUUCUCUGCUUUAAAUAUUUAUGAUGCACACAGUGAGAGUCAGAGUGUGGCAGGGCUGAGUUCAGCACAAAUGGAGGGAGAGAAAGCAAGAUUUCAUUAAAAGUUCACAAGUCUCAAAGUUUGAUUUUUUACCUUCUGCACUUUUUAGUAUUUGAUCAGGCUUAAUCAGACGGAGAGAGCAAACGUGGAAGUCAAACACUCACUCAGAUCCUCCAAAGACAAACAGAUUAGUUUCUAUGAGCUAAAGAUCAACCAGACUAACUUUGAGAACUCUGUGACUUCUGACAAAAAGUAUCUCUGACUCCAGCAGGUCCAAACUGAUCCAAGAGGAGCUCUGAGAGUUUGCUUAAGUUUUACCGUCAGCACUAAAGUUAGCAAAAGUAAAGAACCACAUGAACUUGUUGAAAGCUGUUCAAGUUUAAAGGUCAGAAGCUGAAUGUUCAGAAGACUUUAUCUGGAGUCUGCCAGUCCUCGCCAAACUUUUUAUAAAGCUGUGACGAUCUCUGAACCGAGUUUUUCGAGAAAUCCACUUCUUUUUCGUUUCUAUGUUGUAACUCCGAGUGUGAAGGAGGAGCUGAGUGUCUGACAUCACCGCUGUCACCGCUCGCUUUUACAGUCUGCUGACAGAUAUUUAUGUUUCAGUGAAACCAGCCAAACUGAGAUUUGGCUCAGGGUGCUGAAGUCCAAGUUGGAGGUUUGAAGAAAAAACUAAAGAGGAGAGGAGACACUGAUGAUAUAAUUUCCUGCUGAGACACCACCUUAUGUUCAUCUCUUUUCUCUUUUCUGUUUGGAAAAAAUCAGGACGUUAUUCCUUUUUCGUCUUGAGUAACCAGCAGAAAGACAGUUUGGAGCUGCAGGUUCAGCGUUCAUUAGCAGACAGGAGUGUACAGAUCAGCUGAUAAUGACAGUGACCUGCUUUCUGUUGGUGCGUCAUGCUCUCCAGGUGUUUAGCCAGAUUAGAUUAGAUUAGCGGUUUCUCUGCUGGGAGAAAUUUGUUGAAGGCAAACACGAGUGAGCACACGAACAAUCAAACUAUAUUUAACAACACUAUCAUGCUCUGAUCAGGCGGAUUUUUCAUGAUAUCUUUGAAGCAGUGUUUCGGGAGAAAUACAGAUAUUGUGUGCAGGAUUAGUCAGGUGUGGUUGGAGCAGAAGCAGCCGCUCCUGACCACUCAGGUUCCCAGAAAUAAAUGAUGACAUCACCUUCAGAGUCAAAGUGAAGCUGAAGAAUAAAAGAUGGAGGGGAGCACAAUCAGAGUCGAUGCUGAUGAAAAAAAAUCAUGUUUGAUAUCUUUAGAGGCACCUAAGCUUGUUAUACAAAAGAAAAUCAGCAAUUUUAUUUUGAACCCAAAGCUGCUGUAAAGAGAGCGCUGCUAAUGAAAACAAAGCAGUGAAAUAGAAAUAUUUUAUCUACACUCUUAAAGACCUGCAGACAUCCACAUGUCAGCAUAAACCUGCAGAACUGGCUGCUGGGUGUCAUUUGCUGCUGUGGUUGUGCUUCUUCCUGCCUGCUGUGUGUCUUUGCUCUGCCCUCCAUCACAGACGCUUCAGAGUUAACUGUUCUAUUUCACAGGUUAGCGAAAACUAAUAUUUUUAUGAGUCCUUUGGCAUCUCAUGAAUAUACAAUUGAGCACAGUGUUAGUUCAGGCAGGCUCAUUUUUCUCAUAUGUGGUGUCACUGAUGCUUGCUGUUCUGUACUGAAGGUCUUUGCUGCUGCUCUCCCUGCCCCAGCUUUGGCGUUCCACAUUACCAUUCAGGGUCAGAUGUCGCUCUUCGUUUGGUCACUUUGGUGCAAGUACUUCAUGUUUUGUUGCUUUAUUGGAAAUUCUGAUGAAGUGACAACUCCAGCUUUAAUCAGACACUCACACCAAGUGCGAGUAAAAUCAUCUACUCGAAUGAAUAGUAUUUACUCGCUUUAUUCUUGCAUCAGGUAAUUUCAAUGGUUAUCCCUGCCAAUUCAACCGGCGGGAUCAAGUGAUAGCCAGAAGUCUUUUACAAUUUACCAGGUAAUCUGACCUCCUCACUCACUUGCCUCCAGGUGAGCUCCUUUUUAUUCCGGCUUCGAUAAUUGAAAGAAAAGGUAUCAUAUAAUUAGCAGCACCCACACACUGACAUGAUCAGUUUGUCCUCCAUUUUAGAUACCAGUGAACAACCCUCUAUUUUCAUAUGCCACCCGGCAACCUUCGUGCUAAUUAGUUAUCAUGACGCGAAUAUCCGCUCAAGUUGAGACAUUUUCAGCUCACACCAAAUUUGCGUCAUUCCUGUCGCCAGAAUAGUAGGAGCGUCUAAUCGCGUCUUUGCAUUGACUUAACAUGUAAUUCAUUCGCACGAAUGAUUUCACUCAUGCUUGGUGUGCAGAGACAGUAAGUCAGGCUGUAAACAAAGUCAGUGUAUGGCAGUGAUCAUCUACUGGCGGCCCACCAAACCUUCCAAUCUGGCCUGCAACUGGAUUCCAUAAUUAUGAGGAUCAAAGAGAAAAUAUCAUGUGGUCCACAUUAUUAAAGCAACUGAAAACAGCAACAACUGAGACUCUGAACUAUCAGUAAUCCCCACCAUUUAUGACUCUAUAGGUGAUAGAAGCCUGACUCAUAAAGGCUAAAAAGGCCUUCAGUUUUUUCAUGAAAUGGAAAAAAAUAUAUAAACAAUAAACAUCAAAUAAUAAUGGUAUGCCAAAAUUUGAUUUUUAAAAUUUUUUAUUUGAAGGUCUGGCCCCCAAGGUGACUGUCUGGUAAAAUUCUGGCCCUCUGACAAAUAUAGUUGGUGACCCCUGGUGUAUGGAAAAGAAAGCCUCGGCUGUCUUCCUUUAUCCCUAACAACUGCCCUCUAAGUUUGUUGUCACUCCAGAAGCUACUUUUGCUUAGAAAUCAGUAAAUUUAGAGACAUACUAUAACCGAUAUGUGAAAUUUAACCUGAUGUAACAAAGAUGAGUUUUGACAGGAAGUCUGCUCUCACACAAAUAAACUCAGUACAAAAACAGUUGGAAACGAACAGUCAUCAUCAGCCUGUUUCCAUGGCGAUCCCCCGACAAAAUGAGCAGUUUCUCCUCCUCAGGUUUGAUCUCUUACAUCAGUCUUUAAACUCCUGACCUGUGAGUGACUCCCUCCUCAGGCUGUGUAAGCUCCUCCACCUUCAGUUUGAACCUCCAGCAGGGAGAUAAAAGCGUCUGACCUCCCCUCCUUCAACACCAGGAGAAACUCAGCUGUCAGACUGUGUUUUAUAAAUGUGUGUGUGUGUAGAUGUGUUACACAAAGCUCAAACAGAGUUAAAGCUGAGGAACAGUGUGGUCUGCUCCUCUCUGACCUCAUCUGUCCUGCUGAGAGAUACUGAAGGAUUAAAGCGGCCAAAAAGUUUAAUCCUUGUUUCUAAAUAAUACUUAAAUCAUCUCCUGUUUAAAGUGGUUAUAUCUAUUUCAUACUCAUACAAAAAGCCAAGGCAGGGAGAGCAGCAGCAAAGACCCCAGGAACAGACCUGAGCAGAAAGUAAACUACGAUCUUGAGUUACUGCAAAAACAUGUAUUGGCUGUAAACAGGCUGAGUCAGUAAACAAGUGCGACCACACUUCCUCUCUGGUAUGUAAACUAUGUUGGAUACUGGUGUGAAAACCACAGCAGGUUCAUAUUGUUCUCUUUUUGACUGAUGCUUUCUGUGUUCCUGCAGGGAGUCCUGUACAGGCAGCAGAGGAAGAGGAGGUGGAGGUGGAGGAAGGUGGAGGCUCCAUCAUGUGGUCCUGGUCGUCCUGCUGUGGAUGACCCUGCAUAGAAACGGUAGGAAACUGUCAUACAUGUGGUCCAAAAUGGAGGGCACCAGGGUGGGUUGUUUUUUACAACUAAAAAGUUGAUCACCAAGAGUUGCUCUCACAGCUUGAAACCAACAGAUGUGCCACAGAAAAGAUUUUACGUCAUUUAGACCCAAAAUUUUAAUUAUGAAAUGCGCUUUAACUGGACAAAGAACCGAACGCACAGCAAAAAAAUUAAACUAGGAGUUAAGCUCUAACAUAUAUGGUUUAUUAAUUUCAACAUUUUAGAUGGAAAAGCAUUUGUGGAGCUAAAAUAAGGCAUUUCUGAAACACAGUGGUGUCAUCAGCGUACGGUCGAAGCUAACUUUGGUGUCUCUGCUUCUAAAUCAAGUCUGUGUCCCAUUUUUUUGUUUUUCUCACCAAUAAUACAAGGCAAGGUUGAAUCUGAAGUAGUUCAAUGUAAAUCUAGUUUAAAGACAAACAUGUCCACCUUAAUUUUGAGCUUCCUUAUUAUAAAACACAAUAUAUUAUAGGUUACCACAGCAGAACCAUAGAUGUGUUUAGUACCUUCAUCAGUAAAAUAAAGGACUAUAAAUCAAUUUACAUACUUAUUUACAUACAAGAAACCAUCCAGUUGGUCAGAGGUCUUUAGACUAUCACAGAAGCUGAAGGUUGUCUCGCAGUCAUUAAUUUAAACUAUAUUAGCCUAGCAAGAGAAGCUAAAUUCUCCGAAUACCAUGCUUGUCUUACCCUAAACCCUUUCAUAAAGCUGUCCUAGAUCCUGGGACUUUUUAAAAUCGGAGUUAAGGAAACGAGGGGUUUUCUCGAUUUUUACCUUCAGACACAGAGAAAAUAAACGCUGUUCAGUCUGUAAUAGUGUGUCACAUGACUGUAAAAUGUAAACAUGUAUGAGUCGCAAAGCUGCUGCAGCCACAGAUACCUGACAAAUGCUGGAUUAGGAGACAUGUUUAUAAAGAUGGAGUUGUUGUGGUCUGAACACUGUGCCAUAGAAGUCAGAUGUGGAUCUGAAAGUAGGAAACACACUGAAAGUUCCAAAUAUAAAUAGUAUCACUGUGUUACAGAGCUCUUAAAGUACUCGUACAGUGUAAGUGUCCUCACAAGUGUAGGAACAGAUCUGUGAGCUGUGGUCUACGGUGUUGGUAAAAUUGAUGAUUAAUGCUGCGGUUAAUCAGACAGAUGACACCACAGCUGCAGAAACUUCCAGAGCUGUGAGAGCAACGCUGCAGAAACAGAGAAAAUAACCCACUUCUGUAACUGAAUGAAACCAUAAAAUCCUCCAUUGCCCUCCGUUAGACGAGCGGUAGAGCUGUGAAUGAACACUCUGUCAUUAAAUGUAAUGAUUUUAGUGUCUAAUUUGCUGGAGAUAGUAUGAUAUUUAAUGUUUAAUUAAAGCCAAAUGAGACUACUUCUUCAUAUGAAGGGUCUAGCAGGCUUUAAAAUUAUACUUUUUAUAUUUUUUCUCACCCCGAAGCAAGAAAAUUAAAUACUUAGUGACACAACUUUGCUUUUAAUGACCCAAAAUGAAGUGUAAUGUAUUUUUUUAUGUUUAUGAGCUGAUUAGACAGAGUUUUUAGGGCUUAAGGGGAAAAGUGCUGCUUUUAAUUACAUUUCUGAUUGUUGGAUGCCUUUUAUAGUUCAGCCUUAGCAGGUUAAGUAAAUGUACAUUAUGAAUAUAGUUCAGCACUUUGGUUAUAUGCUGCUGCUGUUUGAUUCUUUUGUUCUCAUCCAUGUUUAUGCCUCCAUUCAUGUUUAAUUUGUCAUGUCAUCCAUGUUUUCCAUGUUGUGUUUACCUGCUGUUUGAAGAAAAAGCUGCAUUUCUUCUUUAAAAAGAGUUUUGCCAUCAGUUUCUUUAUAAAUAAACUCAUUUGAAACACGAGACUUGAUCCCUCCGAGCCGAAAAGAAGCUCUGUGUGUAAAUACUGGAAAGCUGUUAUCCUCUGAGAUGCAGCAUUUUCAUCUGACAGCAGUGAUUUAUCAGAUUUCCAUCUUUCAUUUGUGUCUUUCCCUCCUUCCAUGUUUCCACCGUCCAUGCACUUGUUUCCCUUUCGCCUCGUCUCAUUUCUACUUUUUCUUGUUUUUUUAAACUCAUAUUUUCCAUCUCUGCCCCUGAGCAUGCCUCGUUUCCUCCAUGUCACGUGCUCCCAUCAAUGAAACUCCAUGCCAUGAUGCAGAAAAAGUCAUGAAAUCUGCCGCAGGAAUCAUUUCCAUCUGGGUUAGGCUUUCAUCGAUGUGGGGAGAUUUUAUUCGGAGACCAUGUUGAAGCAUUUGCAGCUCAUCUCCAGUCUUUGAUGCUUCCAUUCAUUCUUUCCAAAUAUUGUCAGACAUUCAUCUCCAGCUGCUUACUUUGCUUCUGUAGUCACACGGUCGCAUUAUAAAGCCUGUAAAGUCGCUGCAACUGAUUUUUACUCAGUUUGUUACAAAGACAGAAGAAGUAGCCUUGGCCAUUUAGGUGUUAAUGUUUCAAAACUGGGAUUUUGGAAAGAGCUGUAAAGAAGUGAAGAGAAGCAAGUAUGAGCUGGUACAAUUUUGGUGCAUCUGUUAUUUAAAGUCAGCUUUCACACAGCCGACAUGCCUGUUAUGUAAAUAUCCAAGGUAGGGUACAGUCAGGAAAGAAAGGGAUUUACCAGACCCAACUAGACCAAUCCAGACUAAAAUGCACCAAAAGACAGUGACUAACUACAGAGCUACAUGGUGGUGUUAAUUGUUUGUUUUUUUGCUUCUUGUAUCCAGUGUCCAAGACGACCUUUACCUCCUUUAGUUCAGAGAUUAGAUGCAGUAUGUAUACUUGUUGGUAUGACUGUGGAAUCAAAGACAAUCCAUAUGGCACUAGUAAAAUCAUAUACAGCAUAAAAAAGGAGGAGCUGGGGUGGAAGUGGGCUGUAAUGGUACACUGUUGUAUUUCUUGUUGGCUUGAUCAUUGUAUGUUUUAGUAUUUACUGCAAAACAUACCGUCUCUUUCAGGGAUAAUAGAAACUACCGUGCAUGUUUGCAUAUUAUGAUCGCACAACUUUUGCCAAUCAAUCCAUUCAUUCUGCUUUGGAUUACAGCCUGAGAAUUCAAAACAACAGAUGUCGUAUGUUGUGCAACAGAAGGUGUUUGUUUUCCUGGCUCACACACACGUUUAUUUUCUUUCCAAUGAAGUCGGAUCGCAGAUUAUAAUUCAAAACCUAUGACUCCACAUGCUGUGAAUAACACUACUGCAAGAUUUAAAGUGCAAGUUUGUUUCAUAUCAGGAAAAUGUAAGUUCUUAAAGUGGAUCUUACUUGCUUUUUACAGUAAAAAGAGAGCUGAGUCUGCAGUGUGCUUAUCAUAGUUCUCUGAUAAUCCACAGGGCUAUAGAGGCAUCAUUAUUAGACUAAGUUUUACUCACAUCUUCAUCUUAUUAGUCGCUCUUUGCUGCUGAGUCACAUGUUUGUUCUGGUUUGUUUCUUUAUUGCUUGUUUGCUUAUUAAAAAGUUGGUUCGCUCGACCAAUGACUGUUCCUUGUUCCUCUGGUCUUCCAGAAAACUUAACAUCUUAAAGCUGUUUUUUAUGUGUGUGUUUUAUACGUGUGUGCAGUCGGGCAGUGCCGCACUCAGUGAUGAUGUAACCGAUGAUGUCAUUGCAUGGUCAGUGUGUCAGUAGGUCGGUCUGGAAAGUUAAAAAUGGAAAAGCACAAAAACACAGUCAGACAGUUCAUUUACAUUCAGUUUUUCAUGAAUAAUUUCAUGUUGCGGUUGAACAAGAGCCGACUGUGUGUUGGUGUUUGUGUGUCUGCCAAAAGUCUGCAGACACCUGGACGCUCCCUCCACCUGCGACUGUGACAUCAUGCUCAUAAAGCUGCUAUUUAAAACCUCCUCCAGCAGAUGUUGAACCAGCUGCAGAGCUGCUCACUCUGGCUUCACUGAGUUCCAACUCGGAUGCUUUCUGAUUGGUCCAGACACUGUUUGCCAUGUGGUACAUUUAGAUUUCUGCUGUUUCUCUGAUAGAGCAGGGCUUUCUUCUCUUAGGCUAUGGUCUCGACACACCUUUUUUGUUUCAUAAUAGCUCUUAUGUUGGUGUUUCAUAAUGGUUACACGUGCUUUUGUCUCAGAACACAUGGAUAAACAUAUGGUAAAGCGCCUGGAAAAGAUUACUUAGAAUCGGUGAAGAGCCUUUGUUGUCCAUUUCAUCAAUCAACCCAAACCUCAACCUUAAACUCUCAGUGUGUGUCGGCAUGCAGCCACUUCAUCCAGUCAUCACUUUUACCCCCCAGACCCCACUUUGAGUAGAAAUAUAAUGCACCCAUCUUUGCACAUUUUGGCUGCUUGGAUCUAGGUGUGGUUCACAGCACAGGUGGUGCACUGCUAUUUGAAGGAUACAAAAAGAGACUGUGCUGCACACCAAGUAUAGCUCAUUCCACUGUGGAGUGUGUGCAGGGCUCGACAGUGCGACCAUUUCACUCGCAUUUGCGACUUAAAAUAGAUGUGUGCAAAUUGUAAAAUGUAUCUAUGUGCACAUAAAAAAAAUUAGCCGAGGCAACAAAUAUUUUUUCAUGUAAAUAUUGCGGUGAAGUUAGUUUCAGGUUGGCUAUUUGACGGACAUUCACUGCGGAUGUACUGGUGUCUUCUAACGCUCCAUAACCGGUUAUAGCAACAGUUAAAUCUACUCGGCCCCCCUCACUGUCAACGUCGGGUGUUGAAUAAGGGACCAUCAAUAAAUUACCGGUUGAUGUUCUCAGAAAAGGAUGUUUUCCCUUGAUAGCUCCCAUGUCAUGUGACCAAAUGGCCUUAAAUUGAUUUAAAAUAAUUAAAUACUUAUGUCGACCAAUAAGACACACCUCUUUAUUUCACUAACUUGUCCUCAUGAAUUUUUUGUGUUAAAUUUAAAGGCAAAUUUUGAAGAUUUUCUUCAAUAGCUUCCAUGUCAUGUGACAAAAAGACCUAAAAUUGAUUUCAAAUAAUACUUAUGUCGACCAAUAAGACAAAUAUUAUUUGGUCAAUUUUCAUUGUGCCCCUAAAGUUCUUUGUGUGCUUCCUACGUUUUCAACUUAGCAGCGCAUGUGCCCUUUAUGAAUAAAGUUAGUGUCAAGCCCUGUUGUGUGUUACUUAAAACAUCUUAAAAGGUUAAUUCUCUGAAAAACUUGAAAAACAGUUUUGCCUUUUUAUUUACUGAAGCAUAUCUAGGGAGGAGAGUUGCCUGUUAGCAUCCACUAAAAACACUGUGAUUGUUGAAUCUGAGUUUUUAGAUGAAGAGAUGGAGAGCUAUUGUCGCACUCAUCUAUUUUAAUCACUAUAAUGCUCUCAGUACGGGCUGAUUAGGAUGCCAGAAGACAAGGACACCCUCGCCUGCAAGAGCCAAAUCUCCAGCCCAAGACAAACAUCCCAGGUAGGGAUAAAACGUAGAUCAUCUUGGUUGGAGAUGGGGAAAGUAGUUCAGUGGGAAGAUGGUGGAAGGUGGAGAAUCUUGGCUGCUUAUGUUUUCCAUUUUAGCGUCAAAAUCACUUAAAACUGAAAAAUUAGAGCAAGAAAAAAGGGGGAGUUUGUGUGUGUGUGUGUGUGAGAGGGAGAGAGAGAGUUUAAUGUAUUUUCCAUACUUUACCAGCAGCCUUAAGCCAAACUGCGCAGUUCACACACUCAUAAAGUUCCCAGCAGAACCAAACCACAGCACACACACACACUCACAAGCUCUACUCUUAUUACAGGAACACGACACAUGUACAGUGUGCUGGUGUGUGUGAGUGUGUGUGUGUGUGUAGAACAAGACCAGGAAGCUGAAAUGGUUUCAGGUUAGGUGGGAAAAACUUUUUUGUAAAGAUGUAAUAUCUACCAAACUUGGAGACGGCCCAUCAGUAAGAUGCUCUGAGGGAGCGGAUCACCAGCGAUCUCGGCAGAGGGGGACUUUCAAUAAAUCAGAUCCCACCCAUCUUAUCUUUAAUUCUGGGACAAGGACAGUAGAUUGUUGCUCAACCUAACCGUCCAUGGAAACAUACAAAGAUUAAUUGCAGCAACCGGUUAUUUAUGAAGCAGUGACAUUUGAAGUAAUUAUGCAUAAACCAAAACUAUCUUUGCAAUACCUCACCCAGAGACAGUGAGAGAAAGAGAGAGAGAGAAAGACAAAAAGAGAAAGAGACAGAGAUUUGGGGUUUAAAAAGAAAAGAGAAAGAGACAGAGAGUGAGAUAGAAAUAGAAAGACAGACAAGGACACAGAAGAAAAUAGACAGACAGAGCUGGGUGUUUGUGUUCAUACAUAUUUAAUCACAUAAUGUCAGCAUUUGCUGGUGGGGAGGACGAGACAGAUUUAAUCGGCCAUCCUCCCCUCACUACUCUCCUUCUUCUUUUAAUCACUUUUUGUUUACUUUCCUUCACUUUCCUUCUUAAAUCAACUCUUACUCUUUUGCCUUUGACAGUCCACUUACACAGGUAGAUAUAACCUGCUGAUAAACGAGUUGAUGAGUCAUCUGGGUCUGAAUCCGGAGAAUAAAACAAGCCCCCUCAGCUGUCAUACGGUCCACUCUGUAGUUAGUUAAAUUUGAGACAUUCUUGCCUGAUUUUAGGUUUUCAGCCGCUUGGGGACUCCUUUGUUAUGCAUUUCAUUUCAUGGUGCUCCAAAUGUUUUCAAUGGGCGACAAGUCAGGAUUACAGGCAGGCCACUUUAUCAGCAGGACUCUUCUACUACAGAGCCAUGCUGUUAUAAUCCCCGCAGAAUGUGAUUUGUCAUUGUCUUCUUUAAUAUGAAGGUCUUCCCUGAAAAGUCAUUGUCUGGAUGGCAGCAGAUGUUGCUCCUAAAUCUGUAGAUAUUGUACAGCAUUAAUAGAGCCUUCAUGGAUGUGGAAGCUACCCAUGACAUGGACUCUGAUGAUCCCCGUACCAUAAGGGAUGCCGGCUUUGGACUGAGAAUGUUCACAGCCAUCCAGUGCUUUAUGGCUUUGCUCCUUUUGUACAGAGAUGUCUCUGAAUCUCUGAACCUUUAUACUACGUACCUUUGUCCCAUUCUCUUUCACCUCCUCCUGCCCCUGGAUGCCUCUCUGAAUUAUCUCUUAUUGAAAGACUGAAGGAUAAGGAGAGGGGGAGUUUAAACACCUGUGGGAGUGAGUCAGUGCUCACCUGCAGAGACAGACAGAGAAUUCAGAUCCUGACUCCGGUCUGCUCAGCAACAAAUACCUAGUUUAAUAUUGAAUCAGUGCAUUGUGUCAAGGGGUCAGAUACAGCUAAACUGAGACUGGACAGAGACAGGAACGGUGAAACUGAGACUCAACAGAGACAGAUACAGUAAAACUAAGACUCAGUGUAGACAGAUACAGUAAAACUGAGACUUAACAGAGACAGAUACUGUAAAACUGAGACUCGACAGAGACAGGAACAGUGAAACUGAGACUCAACAGAGACAGAAACGGUAAAACUAAGACUCAGUGUAGACAGAUACAGUAAAACUGAGACUCAGUAUAGACAGAUGCAGUGAAACUGAGACUCAGAAUAGACAGAUGCAGUGAAACUGAGACUCAGUAUAGACAGAUGCAGUGAAACUGAGACUCAGUAUAGACAGAUACGGUGGAACUGAGACUCAACAGAGACAGAUACAGUAAAACUGAGACUCAGUAUAGACAAAUGCAGUGAAACUGAGACUCGACAGAGACAGGAACAGUGAAACUGAGACUCAACAGAGACAGAAACGAUAAAACUAAGACUCAGUGUAGAAAGAUACUGUAAAACUGAGACUCAGUAUAGACAGAUGCAGUGAAACUGAGACUCAGUAUAGACAGAUACGGUGGAACUGAGACUCAACAGAGACAGAUACAGUUAAACUGAGACUCAGUAUAGACAAAUGCAGUGAAACUGAGACUCGACAGAGACAGGAACAGUGAAACUGAGACUCAACAGAGACAGAAACGGUAAAACUAAGACUCAGUGUAGAAAGAUACUGUAAAACUGAGACUCAGUAUAGACAGAUGCAGUGAAACUGAGACUCAGUAUAGACAGAUACGGUGGAACUGAGACUCAACAGAGACAGAUACAGUAAAACUGAGACUCAGUAUAGACAAAUGCAGUGAAACUGAGACUCAGUAGAGACAGAUACAGUGAAACUGAGACUAAGGAUAGACAGAUGCAGGGAAAUUUGGACUCAGAUAAGGCAGAUACAGUAAAACAGAGGCUCAGCAAAGACAAAUUUGGUCAAAAUUAGUCCUACCUGAACCUGAUUCAGCAAACCCGAGACUUAAUAGAGACAGAAAUAGUGAAACUGAGACUCUGCAGAGAUGCUUCACAGUUGAAAUACACCUCCAGUACAGUUUUGAUUGCUUUGAUGGAACUUUUUUGGGUCUGUAGAAAACCUGAAUUCUUUAUCUUUCAGCAUUAAAGUAGAAAAACCUUUAAUGAGUUUGUUCAUUUUAAUUUCCACCAGGCUUGAAUCUGUAUUAAGAUUUCUUUAUUGUCUCUCAGGCAGUUUUUUUUGUAAACACACAUUUAUUUCUAUAAACAUGUCCAGGAGGCUGCAGCAGGUGUUCAAAGUUUGAGGAUCAAAUUAUAUUUACUCGGCAUGUGGCCCAGAAAAAAAAGGCAAACUGAGGGAUAAAGAAAGAAAGCAUUAAAUAGACUGCAACAUAGAGCAGGAGGAGAGGGAGAGGAAUGAAUGAGGGAGGAGAGAGGAAUGUGAGUGAAAGAAUGUGAGAGAAACGCUAGAAAGGACAGAGAGGUGAAAAAAGAGAAGGGCAGGUUGAUGGAAGCCAGCUAAUCUCCAGGAUUAGAGUCUAAAAAAGAGGGAGAGAGGAGAGGAGGGUAUUUUUAGUAUCUUUAGGUUUUCAAGAAUCCUGUUUAUCAGCUGAAAUAUCACUGAUCCUUUGGAGUCAUGGUGAAAUGUCAGCAGCUCAUUGAAAGCUGUUUGGUACCUCAAAUGAUCGGUUUAAGUUCUGUGAAAUUUUGGUGUAUGAGACGUACUCUAAAUAUCCCGUUUUAUUUAACAGGUGUGAUGCAUCCUGUACAUCAGUAUAAAAUGCAGACAGAGGUUUUUAGGCUCUCAAAGUAUUUUACCCACAAGUUGGGGCUGCAAAAGACAACUGCCACCAUGACCACCAAUACGGCUGUCAUCAGCAGGAGACGGAGAAAGGAAAAGCCGACAAUGAUGAUUAAAAUGAUAAUAACAAACACCAGCUGACGAAUUAAACAACUAUAACCAUGAAACUUAGCACUACAGCCUGUAGCAGCAUGACUAUAGGAUGUUUCAGGCCUAAAUCAUCCCUAGCCAUUAGUCGAAGCCUACAGCAGUCAAAGCCUAGGGGCCGCUCAAAGUCUGAGCUGACCCCAACCAUACGUCCAUAGCAGCCUAAGCCUCGCGUAGCAUAAAUACAGUCUGGCCCAAGCCUUAGUUAGUCCUAUCAAAGACUUGGCCUAUAACAAUGCAAGCUCACAGCAGUAUACACCGAGGGGACUUUACCAAGCCUAAGCCAACUUUAGCCUACUUAAUGCCUAUUCCUACUAAAGCCUGAGCCCAUAGCAGCAGUUUCAACCUAAAGCAGCAUUACCAGGGCUCUAUCCCUUACUGUAAGCCUAAAUCCGUCAAAGUCCAUUGUAUUUGCAGCCUAUAUUGGCAUUACUCUGAUAUUAAUGUUCUGGCUCUUUGUCCUGCUGAUGCUAACAAUAGCCCAUUAACCACAUUUAAAUUGUCAGUCAUGCAGCAGAAAAAAAGAAAUAUAUGAGUGCAGCUAACCCAGCUGACCCAAUAAGACACAAAUCAGAAACUCUUGCAAACUUAGAUUCUCUCGUCUCUGUUUCAAGAUUCAAACUUUAACAUAUAAAUCUGCCCAUAGAGCAAAAGAAGACUCUCCUUCAGCAUCAACCUCCUAAUUCACAGUUUUAAUCAUUUCUCCUCCUUUAAAAGAGCCCCUCCUCCUCCUUCAGGACCUCAGUCUGUCCAGCUUCUGUUCUCCCACGUCAGUUUGGGAACAAAGAGCUUUUGUUUCUUCCUCUGCCGGACGGUAAACGAACAGAAGUUUGGGUUUUUGUGGUCCGUUGCUGCCUGGCAGAGAAAUGUACCCACAUGUUGUGGUUCUGGUGAAGCCUGGUUCCAAUGUUCUGUGUGGGAAACAAUCUCCCUCAUUUCAUCAGCGUUUUCAGCCGCAGAAGCGGCUGCUGGCUCAUCCCGGAGUGUCAUCACUCACUUCUCUGGUUUUCCCAGCUGUCCUGUUGAAUAGAGCUGUACACAGAGGCUGACAGACAGAGUCUACCACCACAUCGAGAACCUAUGUUUGGUCAUGAUGGCAUGAUCCCAAUGAAAGUCGAGGAGUGCAGCUAAGUAGAGACACCACUUUCCAAAAGCACAGGUCCAUUAGAUAACCUAAGUGCACUUAGUCGAGAGGAAUCUGCAGUCGUGGGUCUAAGCUUCGGUAUGCGGAUGCUUCUGGUCAUCCAGUUUUAGUCAGUAUGGUGGUCGUUAACUGGUGUGGGUUACUUUUUUACCUGGCAGUGGUUAGCAUGUAGGAGCUUAUGGGCCUCUCUCUUAUUGUGCUCACUCCGUCCCUUGACACACACACCUUCCUCCUCCUCCUCUCCCUACUAUCCUCUCUCCUCCUCCUCCUCUCCCUGCUCUCCUCUCUUUUCCUCCUGCCUGCUCCUUUCUACUCCCCCUGCUCUCCACUCUCCUCCUCCUGCUCCUCUCUCUGCUCUCCUCUGUCCUCCUGCCUUCUCCUGCUCUUCCCCCUGGUCUCUUCUCUCCUUUCUCCUCCUUCUGCUUCUCUCCCCACUCUCCUCUCCUCCUGCUCCUCUCCCUUGCUUCUUUUCUUCUCCUCCUGAUCUCCUCCCUUCCCUUCUCCUCCUGCUCCUCUCCCUGCUCUCUUCUCUCCUCCUCCUGAUCUUCUCUCUUCACUCAUCUCUCCUUUUCCUCCUUCUACUCUCCUGCUCUCCUCCUCCUGCUUCCCUCCCUGCUCUCCUUACUCCUCCUCAUUAUCCUGCUCUUCUCCCUGCUCUCUUUACUCCUAUCUCCUUCUCCUGCUCCUCUCCCUGCUCUCCUCUCUCCUCCUCCUGCCUCCUCCUGCUCCUCUCCGUGCUCUUCUCUCGCCUCCUCCUGCUCCUCUCCCUGCUCUCCCCUCUUCUCCUCCUGCUUCCCUCCCUGCUUUUCUCUCUCCUCCUCCUGCUUCCCUCCCUGCUCUUCUCUCUCCUUCUCCUGCUCCUCUCCCUGCUCUCCUUUCUUCUCCUCCUGCUCCUCUCACUGCUCUCCUUUCUUCUCCUCCUGCAUUCUACUGCUCCUCUCCCUGCUUUCCUCUCUUCUUCUCCUCCUGCUCCUCUCCCUGCUCUUCUCUCUCCUCCUCCUGCUCCCUUCCCUGCUCUCCUCUCUCUCCUCCUGCUCCUUUCCCUGCUCUCCUUUCUUCUCCUCCUGCCUUCUCCUGCUUCCCUCCCUGCUCUUCUCUCUCCUCCUCCUGCUCCUCUCCCUGCUCUUACUUCUUCUCCUCCUGCCUCCUCCUGCUCCUCUCCCUGCUCUUCUCUCUCCUCCUCCUGCUCAUUUCCCUGCUCUUCUCUCUCCUCCUCCUGCUCCUCUCCCUGCUUUUCUCUCUCCUCCUCCUGCUCCUCUCCCUGCUCUUCUCCCUCCUCCUCCUGCUACUCUCCCUGCUCUUUUCUCUCCUCCUCCUCCUGCUCCUCUCCCUGUUCUUCUCUCUCCUCUUCCUGCUCCUCUCCCUGCUCUUCUCCCUCCUCCUCCUGCUCCCCUCCCUGCUCUUCUCUCUCCUCCUCCUGCUCCUCUCCCUGCUCUUCUCUCUCCUCCUCCUGCUCCUCUCCCUGCUGUUCUCCCUCCUCCUCCUGCUCCUCUCCUUGCUCUUCUCUCUUCUCCUCCUCCUGCUCCUCUCCCUGCUCUCCUCUCUCAGCGGUCCCCCAUUAAUCUUAGUUGGACACACUACUCUGUUUCUCGCUGAUCAGAGCUGCUUAUGAUGAAGUUUAAGCGAGAGCUGUUGGAGGGGAGGAUCCUCGGUAAUCACUCUGAAAUUAGGCAUCAUUCCCAGAGGUCUAUAUAUCUUCCAGAUAAUACCCAGCAGGUUCUGUGACUGGACUUUAUUUGACUCUAGAUACUGAAGUGCCACAAACAAGAAAUACUUGUCAGACCUCGUCCGUGUUCUCUUGUCAGUAAAAGUUAUGAAAGACAGAGAGAGCCUUGGUAUAAAGCAGCCUUCAGUCAAAAGAUACACACUUUCUGUCACACACAGUCAGCUCGGAGUGAAGGCAGUAAUUACCAGCUCAAACACACACACACACACACACACACACACUGGGAGACAGUGUCUGAAUGGCAGUCAUUAGCCUCUGAGCUUGUUGACGUGUUUCUCACAUUAUAUGAAGGUUGAUAAUUAAAGCGACAUGUUGUUUGUACGGAGCUGGUGCUGUCACUGGGUUUCUGAGGUGUCAGGAGGAAAGUUGGAGGGUUAGUUUGUGAGUGAAAAGUGCGACAUAAACACACAAACACAUACACACACACAUAUACACACAUGCACAGAAGCUUAUAAAACAGCAGGCUAUCCCAGCAGCCUGAGCCCAGCCUGAUCUCACCUCUCACGUCUUACAAAACAGCCACGCACAAACACAUGCACAAACACACAAACAGAAACGGUGUGUGAGUGUGAAAGUAAAGCAGAGUUUGUUGAGUCAGUUUUUGCUCCUGAGUUAUUUGGUGUUCGGAGUUCAGGUUCACUCAGAGUUUUAUUGAAACACAAACACACAAACAGCUCAAAGAUGAUCUCACUCUGCAGAAAAACAGCCUUCAUGUCAAGUUCCUGAAGUUUCAAAGAGUUUAUUGGAGCUGGUCGUGGUCAGACUUUGGAUCAAUACUUAAUUAUUUUUACAUCAAACACACAAUAUGAGACUUUGGAGCUGAUGCUGCUGAUAACUCAUCUUUUUCCAUCCUUUGCCUCUUUGGGGGCAAACUAUCAGUCCAAUUACAAACGAGAAGGACUAUUACUACAGCCAAUCAUAAUCAAGGACACCAAGCCCAUAGAUGAGGGCAGUUAUAUGUCAAUCCCUGCAUGAAAAUCAAUGAGGGUUAAAGAAUUACUCUCAUCUAUUAAGACAAAACCAAAUUUUUUCAACAGAGCAAACUGAGCAUUGAGAAAUCAAUCACGUGCUUGGUCCAUUUUUGCAUGUCCCUGAGACAUAGUUGUAACCCCACAGGCUGCAAAGUGUCACUCGUGUGCAGAGACAAGUUGCACAUGAUUACUGUAAAGCACUUGCAAGAUUUGAAUGUGUACUGGAUGCACAGCUCUCCAGAUUCAUGUGUGAAUCUCAUUUGUUUUUGGGAGAUCUGGUUCAAAUUACCUGCAGACUGAGGGUUGAAACUGAAUUGAAAGCUCUGCCUUCGGGCCAAGCCCCAUCCUCACCAUGGCGGUCUGGUAUGACGCCUGCAUUCAUGCUGACACUAUACCAAGCUGCCUGUCCAAUCACAAUUGGUUUAACCCUUAACCCUCCUCCUGUGUUAGAGUCUGCACCGACACGUUUUUGUUUUUAAAUGCUUAAAAAAAACACUUAAAUUAGCUUUUUCGCAUCAGGACUUUUUGACUCUGUCAGGAGUCUAUUUCCAUGAAUUUAAAAACAAAAACAUUUAAUUGACUAAAUUAUAAAAUGCUCUUAUUAAAAUUAUGGCACUUGUUGUGUUAGGGUGGCUGUUGACCCGGUUAGAUUAAUAUCUAAUAAAUAGAGCAAAAACCAAAAUCAUCAUCAGGCACCACACUGACAGUCAGAUCCUCUUCCAAUUAUGUGAGAUUUAGGAAAUUCUCAUUUUGCCAUGUUUUUCCCUGCACAAAAAACAACAUUUGGCAUGUCCAGACAUGUAAGAUCAAGUCAGUAUGGAUGUCUGUAUGAGGGGUAUAGUGACAAAGAAAGACCCAGAGGCCCAAAACAAAAAUAAUUUUAAGCAAAAUUUUCAUGGAUAACAAAGCCUAACAAGGUAACCUAGAGAUGAGAACCAAAUUGGAUGAAAGAGAAAUGUUUGUAGUGAUUUAAGACAGGGGUCGAAAUCUACUCAUUAACAUAGUGGGUGCGUAGUAAAAGCUAACACAGGAGGAAGGUUAAUGUCAACAAGACCCUGAGAUCCUCUAACCUGAAUAUAAACAUGUUUUCUAUUUUAAAAGGAUUUUAAAAAUCUUUCUGACAUUGUUUUUAAAGGUUAGAGCUGCAGCAUCAGUUGGUUCUCCAACAGGAAAAGUCAAAUCUCUGCAGAUCUGAUCCAUCAGAUUUGAAUGAGAGACAGAGACAGAGCUGUUUGAUAGUUUGGGGAGAUUUGAAUUGCAAAGCGGCGAUUUGCUUUUACUGUAUAAUGUUAAAGAAACAGUUCUGGCUGCUUCUAAUGGAUGACAGAUGAGGGGGUUUUCUGACACGCCGUGCAGCAGUAAUGCGGCACAGCUGCAGCAUCAGAGGAGACAGAGGGAGGUGUUCUGGAUCCACAAUGAGGACCAGUGUGUGAGGAGCUGUGAGGUUCCUCCACAGCAUGAGGUGUGAGGAAAGAGAAGAGAUAGAGUACAGGAUGUUUAGUUUACAGUCUUCAUACUGGUCCAGGAUCAGAUCGAACUUUGAGACAGCGCCCUAAAACUCAGAACAAAAAACUAUAACGGGUUUUCUCUGCAAUAUUCAAAACAGAAAAAGCCAAAGAGAUUAAACCAAAUAAAUUUGAUGUGUUUUCAUGAACACUUAAACCAUCAAUAUUUACAAUUAUCUCUUUGGUCAUUUGUCACUGAUGUGUAAAUCAGGAAAUCAGUGACACCGAAAAGCACUUGGUCGUCACGGAAGAAUCACCAGUUACUCUGAGUUUUAAGCUUCAUCUGGCUGCAUCUAAGUGGUAUUUGCAUGGCCAUGAUACCCAGAUCUCCGUUUUGUGCAACAGAGGGUUGAGAUCUUCCUCUUUUGUGCUAACACCUUGUUUUUCAGGGGAUUUCAUGCAAUGAGGGCAGCUUCUGCAAAAUCCUGUUUCAACUGACAUUAAACAAGAAUAGCCGAAGCUGGAAGUCUCUUUUUUUUUGAAGCAGAAAGCUGAGAAAUUGUUUGAUGUGCAUUGUUAAAUUUCAUUGAAGUGGACAUCUUGGUUUAUUAUAUGAUGUUCUGCUUUAAAGUGGUGGAAACUCUUGACAGGAGAGCUCUGAGCAGAUUGAUCUUGUUAAAACGGAUUUUAAAGAAAACCUUGUCAUCUGGAUCUUUUGAUUUUUUCAUCCUUUGAUGCCAUUGUGUUGUUUUUAUAGGCAGCUUUUGUUGAAAACUUCCCAUAAUCCUCUUGAAACUGGUCUAAAAUAAAAACCAUAGGAGCUGGAUCCUUUAUUUCGUUGCAUAAGGAAGCUAAGACGGUCCUUUUUUGCGUCAGUGUACUGUUCUGUCUUAGAUAUCCUCACCUGGUUUGGUUAUCUGCUGCUUUAAGUUUGGUACAAAGACGAAAAAUCUCUCAUUUCAUCAUGAUAUUAAUUUUGGUUUGAUUCUUGUUUGUGCUGUUUAAUCAAAGUGUGAUGAUGUUGUUAGCAGCUGCAGAAGUUAAGAGCAGAGAAGUGAUCUUCCUAAGCCGAUGGCUGAAAUGUGGGGGAAAGUGCACAAGCAUGAACGGAUUCUUGUAAAUAUUCCCACGAGCCCUCAGUCUCUGCAGUGAAGCUGUGCAUGUGGAAAAAUGUCAGCUUUUCACAGAGAGUGAAGGGUUAAAACGCGCUCACACACAUGUUCUGGUGUUUCUGACGUUGGCAGUGCGUUGGCUGUGGUUUUGGCUGCGGCGAGGGCCGAGUCUGAAAUCAACGGAGGCCAUUGUUACCCCGAGUGAGAGAACCCGACCAUUCUUUCCACUUUCCAUUUCAGCUCGUCUCUCAUUAUUUUUCUAAUGUGAGAUGGUGUUCGUGUGGAGUGAAAAAUCAUCAAUAAAUCCAACUGAAUCAGUUUCAUGUAGUCACUGCCACUUCAGGACAGCAGAAUGUGUGUUUAAGGUUCGACAUGUAGAGUCCUGCAUAGUGAAGCUGACGAGACUUUGCGUCUGUCUCUGCUGCGAAUUGAUCAACCCACAACAAGAGACCAGACUCGGCAAACAGAGCACAAGAAACGCUUAAAGGGUAGUUCUACUUAUUUUUUAACCAAGGCCUUAUUUCAAAUUUUUGGGUCCAGAGGACUUAAAGGUAUGGUUGACGAUCUGAGAAGCAGUUGAAAAAAUCUGAGCCAUUAAGGCAAAUUUGAAAAAAGCCCCCCCCCACACACACACACACACACACACACACACACACACACACACACACAAACCUCUCCCCUCUGUGCUCCAUGAUAACUUCACCCCCGAACCUGUAUUGCCUUCCCCACGACACACCCCCUCUGGCAGAACAAGAAGCCGGCCGGCAGAAGAUCCUACACUGGCUUCGAAUAUUCACCAUGUCCGAUUGCUGGUGACAAGCGGCAGUAAACACCAGCUCUGCUAGCGAGCACCAUUUGCAGUUGGCUGGACAGCUACCAUGUUGACAUUGCAGAGACUAAUGAGAGUUAUUUAUGUAACAUGUCUCGAUAAAAGGCAAAAAUUACCUGUUCAACAAGAACUCUGUUGUCUCAGCGUAUGUUUUCAGGCCCAAAUCCUGGCGGAGCUUCCUCCAUCGCUCGAAGGAUGACCUGAGGUUUAUUAGAGUUAGAUUCCUCACUUUGUCACAUUUCCGCUUCGUCUCUGCCUUUUCUUCUGUUGGCUUGCGUUUUCUUAGCAUUUUUUGUGGUGGGGCAAGCAGAAGUGUUUUUUUGCAUCCAUCCCCAUCACAGCUCCUGCAGCUAAGCUGCUGCGCUACUUUUAGCCGCUUAGACCUCCUAGGAGGGUCGGGAAAGUGGUAGGGGAUGAGUCGGAACUACGGGAGAGGGGCUUGGCGAAUACAGCGAAGUGAUUGGAUGGAGAGGUGGAGCAGGAGAUUGACCAAUAGGAGCUGUCCAGGAUGCAAGAAUCCCAUUGGUCAAUGUUUUUGCAGCCCUACACCUUCUAGGGUGAACGGAUUUUCUCCUUUCUUUUUUCUCUUCACUUUGUGGAGAUCACACUAUAGGACCAUGAUAGGACCGUAUAAACAAGGUUCAUAGUAAUUAACAAUCUCUCCAAUCGUCAACCAUGCCUUUAAAAUGUGUAAAAAGUUUUUGAAAAGCCUCAUUUAUCAUUUUCAUCUGGCAGCAGUGAAUCUUCUUUUCCCAACACUCUGUAAACGUUAGUGAACCCAGGAGACCAGAUUCUGGAGUCUAGAAAGUUCCUGAUAGAGGAUUGUAGCUUCUCAACUCAACAGGUGACGAGUCAGGACUGCAGGCGGGCCAGUUUAUCAGCAGGACUCUUCUACUUCAGAUCCAUGUUGAUAGUGGUUUGUCAUUGUCUUGCUGAAAUAUGAAGGUCUUCAUCAUGAGCUGUGCGCUGAUAACAAGCUGAAUAGUCCAUCUCCUCCAGGACAGGGUCCAUGACUUCCAAAAAGAAGUCCUAACUUUUCUGAGUUGUAAUUUUAUCACCAGAUGACUUUUUAGUUUGUUUAGUUUUGAGCUGAGACCCAACACUCCUGUUUUUUGGUUCCUCCUGUUUGUGAAGGAUGUCUCAUUGUCUCUCCUAUUGUUGCUUCCUCUUGGAAACACACUGCAUUUUCACAGCCCUACAACCUUAUUGAAAUCAACCCAUAGUACCUUUGUGAAAACACAUGGUUUAUAUUGAUGAAUCUCUACACAAAGUCACUACUACAGCAGAUUUGAACCCCUCCCUCCGCUGGACCUGGCCUCUACAUGAUUUAAGAGAUAUACCGUACAUUUGGCUGCCCUCUGCACAAGCUGGAAUUUUUUGGACUUAUUAAGUUCAGGCAACCUGUCAGUCCGUCACACCCGCCGCCACCUCCUCCCUUCUGAAACCCAUAUGUUGGCAGUUCUUCUUGAACGCAAAACAACCUUAAAAGUUCCAGAAAAUAUGACAAAAAUAAAAUCACACAAAGUGAAAUGACACUUUUACUGUCAAUAGAGUCUGGGCCAGUCGUUUAUGAUCUUCCUCUGUUGGGACAGUUCCUGUAAUGUUGUCAGACACUUGAGCUAAUGGUCUGAGCCUGUCAGUGACAUAAUCAAGAACUUUGAGAGGAGGAAAUUUGAUCUAGCACCUCAGCCCCUCAGGAUUUCAAAUGCAGCCCCUUUAACUGCUGCUAACUGAGGCAAUUCACUGAAUGACUCCAACACUUUUAGCACCUUUCGGUCUGUAAUGGACUCUAUAACACUUGGAAAUAGCUCCAAGAUUUAAAAAAAAAAAUAGCAGAAUUCCCCUUUAAUGUGACAGUAAGACACUAUACAUACAGUCUAAAGGUACAGAGUGCCCUGGCUGGGUUUGUCAGAACACUCUGUACCUCCUCUUCACAUUUUGUGGUUCAUAGUCCACGUACACUUGAAAUCUUUCCUACUUGUGUUUGACAGAGCUCCAGUUUUUAGAGGAUUAAAUUAAACAGACGAAUCUGACAAACUCCUCCAAAGUGGGACUGGAGACAGAAAAGGAAGUCAUGUUUUCUCUCAGUAAAAACUUAUCUGCACAUGCAUGGGACAGGGGUCUGGUGAGGAAUCCCGAGCAAUGCUGACUCAUGGAAGUGAGCAUUUUCAGUCCACGUCUGUCUCUAUCGAUCAGUCUCCUGGCUGAUCGAUUCUCUGGGCUGUUCAACUUUUCCCUAACUGCACGGCUGAUGUUGUCUUUCCCUCUCAUUCCCGUGGUGCAACCUCUAAAAAACACUUUUUUUUAUUUUUUAUUACUCUUUUCCGCUUGUGUCCUGUUGUCUUACCCCUUAAAACAAGUUGUGAAUCUGUCUCCUGAAUCCUCACAGCCUUUGUAGUCCGAAACUAUUUGUCCUCAACCUCUUUGGUAGCCUAGAAAGAUGCUUGAAAGUUCUCCCUCUUGCUUCCUGAUUCCUGAACAAACCUGGUUUUUACCUUCCUUGUCUCCCGCCCCUUUCACGGGCCCUGUUUCCUCGUCUCCUUUUGUCCUGUCCCCUUUAGUCCUUGUCCUCUGAGUGCCUUAACAGCUUCAGUUGAAAGUUCAUGAAUUUACCCCCCUACCACCCCCCUCAGCACUGGGAUGCAGCUCCAUGAACUGUAACACGGUUUUGACGGAAGUGGAGGGGGAGUUCACGUCGCCCUGCUACCCCCAGAUAUACCCCAACUCUCAGGCCUGUAAGUGGACCAUGCAGGCCCCCGCCGGCUUCAUCAUCCAGCUCACCUUCCUGGACUUUGACUUGGAGGAGGCUCCUGGCUGCAUCUACGACCGGGUGGUGGUGAACACCGGGAGCACGGACGUUAGGUUCUGCGGUCCGACGGCUAAUGGGCUGACAUUAAACUCGACCGGGGAUAUGAUGGAAUUAUCGUUCACCUCCGACUUCAGCGUUCAGAAGAGGGGGUUCAGUGUUAGCUUCAGACACGGUAGGUUCAGGAUCCUGAUCUGCAAAGGUGGACUAACAAAAACAGGCUAACUCAAUCCCAAGAAAGGACUCAAGGGUGGGGACGAUUUUGUCACAAAAUAACUUACUCGUCUGAACUUGGUGCACACUGUGUGUUUACAUGUUGGAAUAGAGCUCUGCUAGGGCUGAUAACGAUAACAAUAUAUAUCAAGAGUUGAUUUCCCUCGAUAUCAAUUUAAAACAUGGUCAAUAUGCUUUUCGAUAGUUGGCAUUCUGACAUGUUUUGGUAGACAAAAUGAAUAGCCAAUGAAAAGGGGAGUUGCCUGGGUCCGCUUCGCACUGAACCAAUCAUGUGCUGAAUUAGAACCAAGUAGCAAACUGUGUAGUAGCAGACUGCAGCCACACGCAACCAUAGCACUUUAACACGUGAAGCCAACAGCACUGUCGGUGAGAAAAAAAGAAAAUGAGUGCUAUCCCCGGCAGAAAUGCAGAUGAAGGCUCAACAGAUGAUUAAUCGUAGACAACGCUGGCACAGAAACAUCGGUUGUGUGGAGGUAUUUUGUUUUUCGGGUCGGACAUGAAGCAGAAUAAAGUGCACUGCAAAUUAUGUCAAGUACAUGUUCUGGCAAAGUCGGGGUAUAACUCAAAUCUUUUUCACCACCUGAAGCAGUGACACGCAGCAGAGCAUGUGCAAUGCAAAAGGUUAGACCUCACAGAUGCAGUAGCUUAUUGUAUUGAAAAGACAUGCUACUAAUUAGCACUGUUAAAAAGAGUAACAGGGAACAUUUAAGAUUGACAAGUGAGUUUUUAUACCGUGAUAUAUAUCAAUAUCAACUGAUAUGAAAACAAUAGAUCUUGAUAAACUUUUCCCCAUUUCGCCCAGCCCUAAGCUCUGCCAUCGCUGCACCUUUUUACUCACACAAUAAGUUUUUUUUUCCUUUUCGGUGUUAAAUACUUCUUCGUAAAGCUUCGUCAAACUUGAUCGCUGCAGUUCGGCAGAUUCUCCUCUAUGAACUUUUUAUAUUCGACAUAACAGGUGAUGUAAUGUUAAACAAGCAAAGCAGGUCCUGGGAGAUCGAUAAAACUUGAUGUAAAUCCUCAAAAUUCUCUCUGAGGCUUAAUCCUGAAGGACUGGUGUUUCUGUCAGGAACCAAAUUCACAUGACAGAAAUUUGAACACCUAAGCCCACUCUUUUCAGCGGCUCUAACUCGAGCAGACAGCCUGAUGGAAUCAGCAGCAGCUCACAGACUGAGGACUUAGCUGUUCUGAUAGCAGCAGGGUUUGCUCUGCUGUUUGGUGCGUCUGUGUUUGUGUUCAGCUGUGUGUUAAUGUUUUUCCAUUGCGCUCUGGUCUGGUUGUUGUUGUUUUUUACGUUGAGGUGCAGCUUCAGCCGAGAGUCGUUCUGCAGGGAGAGUCUUUUAGUUGUUUCUGGUUCAGUGAUAGUAUCGGUAAAUUUGCAGGUUUCUUUAAGCAUUAUUGUUUUUGUUUUUUUUUUCAUUUGUCCUCGUCUUUUGAUUGUUGUUUAUUUCAAGUAACUUUACAGAUUCCUCCAAUCAAACUAAGCUGUCCAAAUUUUAAAAUAUAAUUCAAACUAUUUUUUUUAAGUUUAGAUACUCGAAAGAUUUUUUGUCUUGUAAUAAUGAAUUUUUAUUCCCUCCUCUUCUUCUUCAUCAUUUUUUUUCUACAUGCUUUGCAUUCAUCCUCCACUUCUCGGUACCUUUUUCCUUGUCUAUCUUUUCCUAUUUUUCUUUUUUGUUUAUUUACAUUCACUCAUUCUGCGUCAUCUUCUUCAUGUUUUUACUUUUUUCCUCCUUUUAUUUCAUUCAAAUUUGAUCCCACUAUUACUUCCUUUCCUCUCUUCCUAUCCUCUGCUGUUUCCUUCCUCCAUGUACUCCCUCUGUCCUUUCCUUCUCCCCUCUAGUCGCUGUGGCGUUGAGGAACCAGAAGGUCACCAUAACUGGCGGCAAUGGCCAGGUCACCAAAGUCUCUGAGAGCGUUUCCAUACCCUCGCUCAGUCACCUGACGCUCUGCUUCGAGCUGGAGCGCACCAAACAGAAAAACGUAAAUAUUACUGAUACCGCCGCACCCUUAUGAGGCAUCCGCUUUUUUUCUGUUUUGACCUCAUGACCUUUUUCCCAAAAAAAGGAGGAGUGGAUCUUCACCUACUCGGACAGCAGCGGGGGUGUGGCUCUGAGUUUAGGAUCCGAUCAGAGCGGGAUGAGGAUAGUCGUUGACGGAGUGGUCUGUUCAAUCGACUCCAUCCUCCCCGCCUCUGAGUUCACCUCCUCGAUGAAGCCCUUCUGCGUGCUCUGGACAUCAUCAAACGGCCGGGUUGGGGUCUACUACAAUGGGAACUACUGGGCCAAGACCUGCUCCAGCUCCAGCGGACACUUGGUACCAGCUGGGGGAACUUUUCGCUUAGGAGGUAAGACAACAGUACGUCCUGUUGCUGUAUCUAUGUUUUGUCCCAGCCUUAACGCUUCUGUUCAUGUCGUUCCUGUUCGCUUCGCCCUCAUGUUCAGGUCAGCACAACUUCAAAGGGAACAUUUAUAACCUCCGACUGUGGGAUUACACUAUGACUGUGCAGCAGCUCAAGGCGCUAACCUGCGACAUGGCGGGAAACGUCAUCGACUGGGACAACAGCCACUGGACCAUCCCGUCCUCUCUGGCCCAGACCGACACCACGCUCAGCUGCAGUGAGUACAGACUGAGCCCAGAUCAGACCGGAGUCUAGAAAGAAACCAGCUCCACUUUAUUAUGAUGGGCUUUAAAUCCACACAAGAAUGCUGCUACUACCUUUAGUGAUGCUUAAUGUGUUAUUAUCGAUUUUCAGCUGCAGACAGAUCCGGCUCGUGAGGUUAAAGCCAACAAAGUACCAAAUGUAGUGGACAGGUUUUUAGAUAAUUGUUGCAGAUGGAAAAUACUGUACUACACACACACACACACACACACACACACACACACACACACACACACACACACACACACACACACAGUGUGUCGGGUGCUAAAUGUUUCAGUGUGUUCGCUAUCAGGGUGGAAAAUUAGACCCAGACUUCAGCUCAUUUCUGUGGCUGCAGAGUUAAUAGACUUCAGCAACCAUCUUGGCUACAGACCAGUUGUCUCCCUGCUCUGUUCAAUAAACCUAUUAUUUCUUAAAACACACACACACACACACACACACACACACACACACUUACAAAAACAAAAAUACACACAUUUCAUGCAAAUUCUUCUGAAACCUGGCGAGGAAAUCAGACCGAAUCAUGCUUAAUUACACAGUUUGGAUAUUGCAUUAUUUCUCAUGGUGUUUAUUUUAAAUUAACUAAUACACAAGCAUCGCAAAUGCAUCAUACACACAAACACACACACAGAGCACACACAAGUAAACGCACACAAAAGGCAGAGGGCUCUUGUUACACACUUAAGAACCUGAAACCACGUUUACAUAAUCGACUAUUUUCUCACCAUAUUUUAGUGUUAACCAUGAAAGACAGUGCAACAGUACACUGUAUGUGUGUGUGUGUGUGUGUUUGUGUGUGUGUGUGUGUGUGUGUGCAGAGUAGUGAAAUACCUCGUAUUUUAAAAGCUGCAAAUGACUGUGUACCCACAGGAGGUUAGCCACAGCGGUUUGGGGGAAAGUUCUGCCAAUGAUGUACGCACUGUGUAUGUGUGUGUGUGUGUGUUAGUGUGUUUGUGUGUGCCUGCUUGUAUGUAUGUGUGUGCGUCUUUGUGCACAUGUGUGUGUGUGCGCAUGCUCGUAUGCCUUAGAGACCUAUUGUGGGUUUCAAGGUAUGCAGGAUUCUGCACAAAGUUUCCUGACUUCUUUGUAGGCACAUGCAUGAAUUUGCAAAGAUUUGCAAAUGUCAGUGCAUGCACACACACACACACACACACGCACGCACACACACGCACGCACACACACACACACAAACACACACACACACACACACACUUUUUUUGCCCUUUUCAGUCUCUGAACUUUAGGGGGUUUUAAUUUGACCCAGACUUGCUAAAUUCUGCAGAAAUUUCAGAAACAUGAAUAUUUCCCUAUGAUGGUGCUCUUGUGCAUGUACAUGGCAUACACAGCACCACUUUAAAAUGAGAAAAUUCAGCUCCUGCUAAAAGUUUUAUCCACAUGCAUGAAAUUUGGUGGGCUCACAAUAUAUGUGAUCCUAGGUCCUGAAGAAGCCCAAAACCGAACAGAGAGUCAGUGUCAGUCUGAAUGUUAAUGUUUUUUGUUUUGGUUCUGUCUAAUUCCUGGACCUUCAAACACCCUCUUCUUUGCACUCGAUUGCUUCAGUGACUGACCCUCCAUGUCAAACCCAUUAUGUCCUGACUGCUGAGAUGACUGAUGGCUCGUGUCCCUCCUGUUUUUAUUGAACCGUUAAUGAGUUUUUCUUGUCUGAGGUUGUUGCUGUUUUUACCAUCUUGUCGAAUUAACCAGCCUCUCAUUUUGCAGCCGUUAUUAACUGAACCCUCCAUCCACUAAUUGAUCCUUUAAUGAUGUGAUACCUCUGAGUGUUCUCUUCCUGAAGUGACGGACCGCCCUGAUGGAUGUCUGCUAACCUGUGCUUCUCUUCACAGUCUGCUACCCUCAUUGCAUUCAUUUAACUACUGCUGCGCCAACUAGUGGUGAGUGCUGCUAACACCCUGCUAAUGUUUGUCCAUGCUUGUAUGUUUGAAUGUUUAAAACUUGAAGUACGUCUACAUUUGCUUGUCCUAACAGAGCUCUGAUGCAUGAAGGAGAAUGUGCAAAUAUCUGUUCCAGAAAAGGAGAUCUUUUUAUGCAUUUGUAGCAGCAAAAAUAUAUCAUUUGGAGUGUCGGAUUGGGAUGAGUUUAAAGAUUGAACUCGUUGAGCAGAAAUGUGUCCCAAGGUUUCUGGUAAAAUGCUGAACGCUGCAAGACAGAGGAGAGAGACCUGCAGCAGUCAAAAGGAUUUACAUCAGGAAAGAAAUGUGCUGCAAAUUCAGACACACGUGCAAAAAUCUGGAACAAAUGCAAUAAUGGAAAGUCAAGCUGCAAAAGCUUAAAUGAAGCAAAAACAACAAAUGGAUUGAAUAAGUAGGUUUGCAGAGAACUCACCUCAUCGUCUGCAAAACAUGAGGACAAAACUGAGUUGAAAGGAUCUGUAGCAAGCUCUGGGGUUAGCUAUCAUCAUGCUCAACAGACUGCUUUAGAUCCUGCUCUGUUGCCAUGAUAACCAUGAUGGAAGUCCUGCUUUUACACCGUAGUGACAGAAUACAGACCCUUCUCUGCAGCUGACUGUGUCAUUGAUACCCAGCCUCACUGCUGCUUCAUCAGCCCCUUCAGAGAGCUUUUCCUAAAGCUGGUAGUCUCCUACGCCUCACUCCCCCCUGCUUGUAUCGGAGAAAAACAGAGUCUAGCCUGAGGCCCCAACAGAGAAAAUACACCAGUUUUGAAUUUCUUACCCAAAGAAUUGAAGGGAAAAAAAACAUUUAUAGUUUUUUUUCUGCAUGCUGAACAAUCCAAACUCCUCAGCAAGUACCUUAUGAGGCACUCACACCAAGCGCGAGUAAAAUCAUCUACUCGCUUAAUUCGCGCGAAUGUAGACACGUGAAUGAAUAGUAUUUAGUUUCAACGGUAAUCCCUGCCAAUUCAACCGGCAGGAUCAAGUGAUAGACAAAGGUCUUUCACAGCUUACCAGGUAGUCCGACCUCCUCACUCGCUUGCCUCAAGUCGAGCUCCUUUUUAUUUCGGUUUCGGUAAUGGAAAGAAAAGGUAUCAUAUAAUUCGGGGCACCCACACACCGACACGAUCAGUUCGUCCUCCAUUUUAGAUAUCAGUGAACAGCCAUCUGUUUCUAUACGUCAUCCGGCAACCUUCAUGCUGAUUAGUUAUUGCUACGCAAAUAUCUGCUCAAGUUGAGACAUUUUCAGCUCCUGCCCAAUUCACGUCAUUCGCGCCACCAGAUUUGUAGGAGCCACUAACCGCAUCUAACCGCAUCUUUGCAUUAACUUAACAUGUAAUUCAUUCGCGCAAAUGAUUUUUCUCACACUUGGUGUGUGGAGACAGGACGAUUCUGUACAAAUUUACUUUUGAAAACCUCAAAUCAGACAAAACUUUACUUCCCCCCUCAGGUCUUUGAUGCCCACCAAAGGGGCCCGGUCCAUAUGUUGGGUUCUAAUUUCCCUAAAGAGACAUUCAAAGCUGCCGACUACAUGCUACCAUCAAACACAGUAUGAGAUCUAUACUGCAGCGGAUGGAGGCAGAUAUUCAAAAAACACAGAUUUUCUCUGUGGCAUAAAUAAGACCGUGGAUGUUGUAGAAACACAGAGUUUUGCUGCGUUCAAGUUACCUCGGAAGUCAGAUGUCCGAGCUGGGAAUGAUGUCACACCUGAGUUACCAGCGUUUAAGUCACCUUAUCAGAAAAAAGCAAAAUCAGAGGCGGAAACAAGAUGGAUGCAUCUACAAUAGUAAUUUUAGCUCUUGCCUUGUCUGAAUAUAAGCAAAGACAAGGCAAGCGCUAAAAUAACUUUCAUAGAUGUAGCCAUCUUGUUUCCGUCUCCGAUUUUGCUUUUUUCCGACUUGGUAACUGAAACACUGGAAAAAACGAGUGUGACCUCAUUCCCAGCUCGGACAUCUGACUUCCGAGGUAGCUUAAACGCAGCAUUUAUCCCGUAAAGCUGUCUGCCUCAUGAAGCGUGUGGAUUUUACAAUAUUUUGUACCAUGUAAUUUUCAUAGCUGUCACUGUAAACACACUAAAAAUGUUUUAAAUGACAGAGUUGAUCCUUCAAUAUGAGACAAUCCUGUUUUUUCAGUAAUUUUGUAAUUAUUGGCUAUUAAGACCCACAUUUCUAAGAUAAAGGGCUAAAAAUAACAGAAAAAAAAUGGAAGUUUAAUGAGAUGACUGCAGCCUCCACUCUUGACCGGUUUUGGAUCUCCAGGCUCGCUCAGCUGCACCGUCUCAUCUCAUGAUAAUCUCAUAAUACAUAAAGAUGAGCUGAACUUAAUUGAUCCCUAAAGGGGAAACAGGGUAAUUACAACAGCAGCAAACAGACACCGAGGAUUAAUUAGAAAAACAAAAGCUGACAUAUUGAAUCAUCAUUUACAGCUGUAUGCAGUGCAGAGAUUAAGGUGAGUGGAGCUCAUUAAUUUGACCACACGACACCGAGAUGUCCAGAGCACCAAAGAAGGGCUUCAUUUGGAGGAUCAUUACAAAGAAUGUGUUUAAGUCUUUGGAUGGUCUCUAAACAUGAAGGUUUACAGGAAGGAUUAACUCAGAUAUCUGAGCUCACAUCUAAAGACAGCAGGAAACUUAACAGCUUCAGACUCAACAAACUUUGACUUUUUCCAUCCUCCUGUAGUCAAGGUUUUCGAGCUGCAGCUGGCCCACUGAGCUUUGAGGUUUCCUCACAACAUUAAAAAAGGAAAAUUAAAGGACUUAAGGGUCCUUUCUUUAAUGGAUAACAAUAUUUGUAAAUGCAGGGUCUUCUGUUUGCAGUUAGAGUAUUUUACCCCCCUACUUCCACGUACUCAGUGAUUAGGUGCUUUUGAUAGAUAUUACCCCACAUAGCUUGUGGCAGGCACUGUUUUUAUUGAUUAUAGAUUAUUUUAUUGAUCCCACACUCUGUUUAAUGCUUAUUUUCUUUUGAUAAGAAUGUCAAGGUGAAAGCCAUAGACUAGCGUGUCAUCUGCAUUCAGGUGUGCAUGAGAAUUUGGCAGCAAGGGUACAAUGUUGUUUAUAGAAAAAGUGAAUAAAAAAUCAAAAUGGAACCUGUCGUGGUGAGGAGGAGGCUGAGCCAGUAGGCAAAGCUUUCUAUUUAUAAGCCUGGUUAUGUUCCGACCAUAGACUGUAUGCACUAUGGACAACUAGGUUCCCCCUUCCGCCAGUAUAUGGAUUUGAAGCCGAAAAGCUCUCAGUAAUUCUGAGAUUUUUCUAAAUUUCCUAAAAACCAACAUUGCGCAGUAGUGUUGUACGCAUUUGGCAGGAGAGUCGCUGUGAUGACGCUCGGCUCAAACAGCGUAUCCCCCAGGUGAGCUAUGCAAUCUUUGUACAUCCGUCGGCUGUAUCACGUGUCAACCCUAGAAAACAUGAACCCCCUAAUAACCUUUAAAAACGGAGCUGUACAGAAAAAAAGAGGACUUGAGCACAAACUAGUCUUACAGUAACUACAUGUCAACAUCACAAGCAGGGGGGAGAAAAAUUUAUACUCUAUGUAAUAAAUUUCUAAAGUUUGUCCACAGCCCCAUAAGCUUUGCUGGAGGAGGCAGGAUUCAUGACCUAUACUGCAGCCCGUCACCAGAGGGUGCUGUUCUCAGAGUGGCUUUACCUAGCGACGAGGCAGACGGCGUCCAUUCUAUAUACAAUCUAUGGUUCUGACACUCACCUGUGGUCAUGAGGUCUUCAGUUUUAACUGAAAGAAAUAAGUUUUCACCAAAGGGGUGGUGAGGCAUGUCUAACAGGGACAAGGUGUCAGGGUAGACCCAGAGCUUGCCGGAGGGGUUCUAUAUCUCAUCUGGCUAGGGAAGGCUUUUGGGUACACCUGAAUGAGCUGGAAACAUUGCUGGAGAGAGAUGUCUUGGUGGAUGUGCUUUGACUGCUGCCUCUGUGAUCCAGUCCACUAAAAGUGGAAGAAAAUGUUUGGGAGGUCUUUGAAAGUUAGACCUAAUUACCAAAUUUUGCAGAAUCUUUUCAGAUGUUUAGAAAAGAAACCACUGGAAGAUACUGAAAAAAAUGGCAAAAUGAGCAAAAAUAUAAAUGUAAAAUAUAAAUAUUGAAAAAGCAGAUUCACAUUUAAGAGUUUUCCAUCUAUGAAAGUUUGGUUGCUCAUUAAUGAAGCUGUUUUAUUGACUUGUGUAACCUUUAAGCUGAGGUUGCAAAUGUUCAAAGAUGACAACACUGCAGAUAUUCAAGUAUAUAACACUAUGUUGCAGAAAAAUGCAGUUUAUAUAUUGACAGGCUCGUUGUUCAUCCAGCGUAAAAGGUCAAAACCAGUCUCACUAAAGAAUGAACUACACCUCCAGUUCUUAAUGAUUUUUGUGUUAAUGGGUUUUCCAUCAAUAAAAGACCAUCAAGGCUUGAAGCUGGAUGUUUCCCCCCUCGCCUUUAUCCAAGACUCCAAGUCCUCCACUUUUCCUCAGGAACAUUUCACACUUCUUUUCCUCUCCCCACAGAGGGCUGAGCUCCAUUUGUUUACCUUGAAAAUCUUGUUUUGUCUUUACGAGCCGACCAAACCGCUGCGAACCAUCUGAGGUCGGUUUAAUGUUCCUCUCUGGUCGGUAAUGAGGCUGCAGCUGAUGGAGAGAGAGGGAGAGAGAGAGAGGGAGAGAGCGAGCGCUGUCGCCUGGCGCCUGCAGAGCAGCGUGUGUGCAUUUGAAAUAUAUGCAUGUGUGUCCAGGCUUCAUUAGGGUUAACUGUGUUUUCUCCGUGUACUCUCUGUCUUUACAUGUUUGCAUGUUCGGUUUUCUUUCAUGUAGAGGGGGAACAUGGACACUUACACACUCAAACAGUUAGUGAUGGUGCCUGUCAGUCUGUGUCCAAACCCGGUCUUUAGCAGUUGUUAAAAUCUUAGUCCAUUCAGGGUUUAAGGUCACUGAACAGAUUAUUUAACAGGAUUAUUCAUGAGGUGACGUCUGCUUUAUGUAGAUUCACAUAACCCCCAAGACUUAAGGUUUUACUUAAUAAUGAUAGAGUAAGAGCGUAUGCUCAGCUUUAAGUUUCAGAGCAACUUUUUUUUCAUAAUUUCCAAACCGUGAUAUAAAAUCUAAAUCCUACUCUUUCAGUGCAACUUUAGAUGAAAAUAUGUUCCCAUCAAACGUCCAAACCAUCAGGAACAGUACACGGAAAAGCUUAAUAAAGUGUGUUCUGGUAAAAAUGCCAAACAGACAAGUGUCCAUUAGUUAAUAAAAAGGCUGCAGUGUUACUGCUGUGAACCACAUUCACAAAAGCAGAUCUGAGCCAACUAUAACAGCUCCUCUCUGUGUAUAAUAGGUAGUUGUUCCAGCAUUGACAGUGAAUAAUCCUUCGCCUGCUGUUACACAAAUUAGAGAUUAUCAGCUGCCGUCAGAGCGGUGACACUCUGAUGGCGAAACAUAAGAAAAAUAAUAAUUUCGUCUUUUUACUGAAAUUUGCUCCUCAUAAUUCCGUCUGUUGCUCCUAUUGUCCAGAAAUCUUAAUGUGUAGAGGUGAUUUCCCAUUUUUCCAAUAAUUAGAUGGUAAAAAGAUGUAAAUGCAUGUCUUUUCCCUGCAGAUAACACUAAUAUUCUGGCAGUGUUAAGAGUGAAUGUUACUCUGCCACCUGCUGCUGAAUGUUUAGAUUAAUUAAAGCUCAUUAUUAGUGAUGGUUUUCUUUAUCUGCCUCCUGGCCAGCAUGUCCUCCUGUUCAGCAGAGCAGCACAAAGAUGCAUUCAUUUUAAAGAAACACAACAGGCUGCAGAGAGGGAGAUAGGAGAGGACAGAGGAACUGAUUGGAGGGAACAAGAGGACAGGAGAAAUAAGAGGAGGGAGGGGAAAUAGAGGAGAGGAGCAGGGGGAGGGUAAUGAUAUGACCACAUCAAAAUUUAUGACAAAGUCUCAGAUGAGUUGGCACGAAAGAGAAGUUUUCACAUGGGGCCACACAUCACCAUCUACAGUCAGAGUCAUACACUCUAUAAAUGAUAAAAAAAAUUGACCUGGAACCUUUUCAACAACAGGCACAGCUCUGAAUCUUCACACGUCCAAUAUGAUGUUUUUAUUCUGCCCUUCUUCUCAUUAAAUCACGGUUAUGUUUACUACCUGUUUUCCUGUUGACAUAUUAAUCUGUUUUAUGAUGUUUGAAUUUAAGGUUAAAGGCUGCCCUAGAGCCUGUGUUCAGUAACAGCAUUGUUCAACAUCAUACUAUAGUACCAGCUUAGGGCCUGUGUACACUGACAGCAUUUUUCAACCAGCUUAGGGCCUGUGUACACUGCCAGCAUUUUUCAACAUCACACUAUAGUACCAGCUUAGGGCCUGUGUACACUGACAGCAUUUUCAACAUCACACUAUAGCACCAGUUUAGGGCCUGUGUAGACUGACAGCAUUUUCAACAUCAUACUAUAGUACCAGCUUCGGGCCUGUGUUCAGUAACAGCAUUGUUCAACAUCAUACUAUAGUACCAGCUUAAGGCCUGUGUACACUGACAUAAUUUUUCAACAUCAUACUAUAGAACUGGAAUAGGGCCUGUGUAAACUCACAGCAUUGUUCAACAUCAUACUAUAGUACCAUCAUAGGGCCUGUGUCCACUAACAGCAUUUUUAAUAUGAUACUAUAGUACCAGUUUAGGACUUGUGUUCACUGACUGCAUUUUUCAACAUCAUACUAUAGUACCAGCUUAGGGCCUGUGUCCAUGAACAGCAAUUGUAAUUUUCAGUCUUACACCAUUUUAGUGUAUAGACUCAGGGCCUGUGUUUACUAUUGACUUUUUGUGCUGGCUGUGUCUAUACUUUAGUCUCAGUGUGCCUCAUCCUAGGACACAGCGCAAUAAACUGCAAACAAAAAGGAGCACAAAAACAUUGUAAGUGGACACAGGCCCUAACAGUUCUUAAGCAUGAGUUUCUACUUCAGACCCUGAGAGUCUGGUCUGCAGGAAAAUGGUUAAGUGUGCAUCUGUACACCCUGAAAAAGAUGCUCAGUAGGGUAAAUAUUACAAAUUUGAGGAUUUCCCUUUAAUACUAUCAUAUCACCUGUUUUACUACACUGCUUGCUCCAAUUCAUGCAAAACAUAAAGAUAGAAGAGGUGAGGUUGUCAGAAGGUCAGAAAAAGACAAUUCAGUGAGGAGAGAGGGAUAUUUGGAGCUGAGGAGAGAGGAGCUGGUGAAUACUUUAGAAGAGAGAGAGAGAGGAGGAGAAAAAAAGAGGUGGAUUAUGACGGGGCGAAAUCCUCAGCCUUUCUCACCUCAUUUGAUCCUCAUGCCGUCCCCGGUUACUGAAUUCCUGGUUGUUCACUCGGCUGAUCACUGUGAUGAUUUGCUGACAUUCUCUCAAACACAUUCCUUGUUACAGUGUGUGUGUGUGUGUGUGUGUGAACAAAGUCUCUGCUUUCACUGCCCUGCCUGUUCUCCCACUCUCUUUAAAGGCCUGUGAAUAUUCAGCAUGUGUGGGCCGGAGCCGGGCGCAGGAUUACAUUUCAAAUGGCCAAAGUACUCGAGGAGUGCUUGAAUUUGGCUGCUGUAGGCGCUCGGUUGGUCAGACAGACUGUCCCUGAAAUAAAACAUCAGGAAUUUGAGCAAGCAGCAAGAAGCCAAUCUGAGUCCCACCGCAACCCACAGAGUGUUAUUGAUUGGAAAUCUGCAUGCUUUUAUGAAAUACAAAGUGUGAGAAAGUUUCCUGAGCGCAGCAUGUUCAUCCAGAGAACAUUCAGGUUUUCAGUGUUUGACAGCAGGAAGGGUGGAUCUUGUUAUAGAGAUAAUGGAAGGAUGGAUCCAAUCUGAUUAGAACAAAGUAUUUCCCAUCUAUAAACACAAUAUAAAACUAACCAACAACUGACUUUAGUCUUGUAAGAGUGCACCCUACAGUUUCCCACAGUUGUAUCAAAGUAUCUUAAACAUUUUCCUCUAAUAAUAAGUUUUCGCACUUACAUGUCUCUAAUUAUAACCACUUUUUAAUCUAUUAAUAUUUUGAUUGUAAUCUCUCCUCCCCUCCCUGAAGGUGUCUCCCCACCCAGCGACACACCUCUCACCACCAGUUGUGACUCCCCUGGACUGGGCUGCCCAGGUAGGAAGAUUUAACACACCUGCAUGGUUAACACUGACCUCCACAGCUUCUCACUGAGAUAAAUUUGCUGUUUCUUAGUUUCAGUCAUGUUUGAAACUUAACAAAGCAGUUACCUUGGCUCCCAAACUUGAGAAACACUCAGACAUGAAUCUAAUUAUAGAUUUUGUAUCUCAGUAUGAAUAUUCCUGGUAAAAUGAAUGUUAAAUAUUUUUUUACUUCGAAAAUAGAGUGUAGAUCUCUAAAAUUCCCUUUUAGCAGCUAAUAUGUGAGGUUGCUAAGCCUAACACCAUGUUUUACACAGUUUAUGAUUUUUUGAAUGGGGCUCUAUGGGAAUCGACUCACUUUUGGAGAUAGCCUCAUUUGGUCACUAAAGGAACUGCAGUUUCUUACACUUUUAUAUUGACUUUAUUUUCUUUUUUCUCAGCCCAAACCUUCCCAUUCAGUCGUGUUUGACUAAACUAAAUCUUUUGUAAUUUCCUAUUCCUCUCUGCUUUGACAGGGAAAAUCACCCUUAUCCAUUUUUAAUGAGAACUUUCUAAUUUACUGAAUAUUCACUCUCUGUUCUGGUGAAGCAGAAAUGAUGUAGUGACCAGGCAAAUGCCCCAGCUCCUUUGAUCAAAAUCAAGCUUAUUUGAUGUUCAAGCCAAACCAUUAAACUUUGACUGUUCAGAAAAAAUCUUUGACCGUAAGGUCGAGCCAUCUUUUGAUCUGAGGAUCAAUACCAAUUAGGAGUUAUGGAUCGGCGAAACUCUUUCCAAGCAGUUUCUUUUCUUACAUUACAUUCUUACAUUCAGGUUUCACCAUCAUUCCUGCAGACUUUGAAAUACAUCUUGGACAUGUAACAAAUGGAAUGAUUAUGUAGUCUUACAUUUCUACCAUCCCUUGGACAUCCUGUCAGUUGAAAUCUUCUGUGGUUUAAAUUUGUAUACACUGUAGAAGAUUGAGGGUUCGAGGAUUGUGUUCAUGUCACUUUGAUGCCAAACUGACAGAGGACAUUCAAAAAGGAUGUUAAGAGGACACUUUAUUUAAAUGUUCAUUUCCAUCCACUGCUGUUAUGUGAACAUUAGGAGAUGGAAACUCAUUUUUCCAAUUAUUCCCACACCACAUGAAUGCAGGGCUGUUCUCCAAGUGGUGCCAUUAAAACGCUGCAGAGGAGAGCACCAACAUUUCCAAAGUCUUCACUCUGAUUUUUUAAGACCUGAUUGAAACUUUUCUUUAAAACAUGUUUUGUUUUGUUUUUUUGUAAAUGAAGUUAUGAUGUUUUUGGAGUUCUUUUGUGUCACGGCUUUCUUAUUCGAACAGAGGGUCUAAGAGUUUGUAUUGAGGCCUUCAGAUUUAUGAUUGUGGGCUUUAUAAGGACAUGUAGUUUGCUUGAGAGGAAAAUAGAAGAGAAGUCAAGCAAAGAGAAAAAUCACAUUCAAGUUUGCAGAAAAGAGGAAAUUAUAGAAAAGAAAACAGAUGUUUAAACUUCAUGUUCUCACUUGACCUCUCUACAAAGAGUUUGUGAUUAAAAGAAAAGCGCAAAGGUUUUGGUUUAUAAAGCACGUACCCUCUCCCGCCUGCUCUCUCCAAACUAAGUGGAAAACAAUCACCUAUUGUACGACCUGUUGAUGAUAUUUGCCUCGAAUGACCCUCUGAAUUCUGAAAGGAACAGACGUGGAAGAACACCAGUGUGAUUUUAUAGGAAAGCCUCCUGAGAGUCAUAAAGCUGCUCAGCAAAAUCCAUCAAAACUGCAAAACUCUGCACACACUAUCAAAUCCUGAAGAAUAUUUCACUCCAGCUAAUCAGCGUUUAUCCAGGAGGUCAUGUGAUCUGGAAAUAACUUAUUGCAUUUGGUCAGGACAGUAGCUGGGGGCCAGCUGACGACGUGACAUAACCCACUCCCUGAAUGUCAGUUCUCACACUACCCUGUGCUACAGAGGCCACAGAGGGACAUUUUUCUAAAGGUCAGUUUUUCUAAGAUUGUACUGUAAGUAGUGGAGAGUCCAGCCAAUUAAGCUCCAGCUUACGCUCCAGAAUAUAGAUGACUACAGCAGCCCAGGAAGGUCAAAAGGUCAUGAGAGAGCACUCAAAGGGUCGUUAAACUGCAUUAUGUCCAGAGUGUAAGGUCAUCCAAGAAACUGCAUCAGUGGACUUGAUAGGAAAUCAGUGUGCUGCUCUUUUUAAAUGCAUGGCCAGCUCUGCAGCCUCAGUCCAACAGGACACUUGGAUUCCUGGUGAGUGUUUUGGUUCUUUUGAACUGUAGAAACUUUCAGCAGGAACCAAGAAACCAUUGAAGGCAGGAACGGGGAUCUAACUUUAGUUCUGGGGUAAAAGAUUUACCCCUUGAAAAGCCCCCACUCAGGGAGUAGUGCUAAGGCCCUGGGACUUUGGGAGUGUAGUAUGUACGUAUGUAUGUGUGCUUCAACCAUAGCAUCAACAAGGUGGAACAAAUCAGGUUCAUGGCUCAGGUUCAGUGGAUGAGAUCGACCAAAAAUGCCAGGAGAGAAGGUUCUGAUGGGAUUUAAGCAAGGGUGUCUUUACACACUGAAGAUCAAAAAAUGGUCUAUGUCUCAAUGUCAACGAAGCACAUAUGUUUUUUUAAUUUGCUUUUGGCAUCCACGGGAACAGUGUGUUUAAUCGGUGACCUGAUCAGUUGUGACCUUGGCUGGCCUUUUUUGGCACACCAUAACUAAAAGCCUUGAAAGUUACAUUUGAAAGCAUAAAUAAGCUGUACUUUCUUUGUAUUUGGAUGUUAUAAAUUUUGCAAAGCGGUGAAGUGACCAGAUUUGUACUUUCCAAACAUCAACAUGGUUUAACUUCUUUAACAUCACUAUUGGUGUUUUUCUGAGUAAAAUUAUGGUCACAGUUAGGGUCGCUGCAGCUAAGUGCUGUUUGCUCUUGUUUUGCGUCUGAGCGUGGAGAAGAGCUGUCAGCAUCACCAAACUCUACUGCAUGAAAACGAGACAUUAUGUAGGUUAGAUAUGAGUUAUGAUGCCUCAUUUCCACUGCUGUUGUUAUGAACUAUGACUGAGGACAGUCUGGGGUUUGAGGUCUGAAAAUUUGCCACCUUUGAUAGCUGAUACUUCGGUUAUGGAUUGAAACUGUUGUCCUGCAGUGGCUGUCUUUGCACUUCUUUUUCUUGUCCUGCUCGGUGGCAUAUUUUGGUUAAUAUUCACUCACCUAAGGUCAAGUUUUAUUUGAGUGACAUUAAAUGGUUUCGUCUCAUUAGUUCCCAACUAUUCAUCACCCUCUGCAUCUUUUCUCUCUCUCCCCUUCAUCCCGAACCCUUUGUCAUUACCGCCAGCUUCCUCUCCCGCCACUUCAUCCACUGACUCCACUAACACCACCCAUGCUACUAAUGCCACCACCCACGGUAAGCAACCCUUCUCCUCGCUCUUACUCCUUCUUCUGCCUCCUUCUGACACCUUUUUCCUUCUUUUUCACCUGGAAGUAAGGCAGAUUUCAUCUUAAGGAAGCCAUUUACAGUUUAUUUCAGAAACCAAUUAUCUCAGAUGGUUUCCCAGGAAAAGGAUCUCCCAUAAAAAUGAUAAUCCUGUGGAGCUGUGAAAUGUCUGACCUUAAAGUUGCUUGGAGUUAUUUUACUUUUCAUACCUCUGAAGAGUAAAAACCAUUAUGAUUCACUUCUUCUCUUCAUUAUUCGUACUCAGGAGUAGACUCAGCUAAUAUUACUCUGGUGAUUGAGAUGAGCGUGUUUCACUCUAGAGGACUGAGACUAGAUAAAUAUUAUCUAUGACUUCUUUAAAAAUGAGUUCCUCAAAUCUUUUCAUUAGUUAAUUAACCUUUCUGUCACUCUUGUCCAUUUGAGGAGUUUUAACUGCGAUUAAUGUUCCCAGGAUUUUAUGAAAAUCAGCUCUUGUUCUCUAAACUUUCUGUUCAAACAUUGAACCGCACUUUUCAGAGAGGGAUUUGGGAUAUUUAACUCAAUUGACAAAGAUAAUACCAGACACAUAAUUGUAUGAGGAAAGUUUUAAAAACGUGAUAAACCUUGGCCUCCAAAAAAAGGGGGUUUCGGAACCUGGAACUCAGCUGGCGGUAUUAAAACCCUUUUGUUUUCCAUGUGUGCUCCUUUUGGUUUUGCUGUAUGCUUUGAUUUGUCAUCUCCAGUUCUUCCUCCCAUCACUCCAUCUCCAUCCAUCAUCCCUACCACUAGCAUGUCACUAAUCCCAACUUCCACGAGCGCUCCUACAUCCCCCAGCAGCACAGCCAGCUCCUCUUCUGGUAAGGCUUCAUCUGCUUUGCUGCUUUGUUGUUUGCCAUGAGCAUCUCUGGACUUCACAUGAACCAUUACCAUGAUUGUGACUCCUUUUUGGCAACAAUUGGUCAUAGAUGUGGAAGCCUACAUAUAUUUGAGUAUUAGCUGAGGAGGGAAGUCAGUUUUGUGUUCUGGGUGGUGGUUUAGAGUAAAUAACAGUCAAGGACACGUUUUUCAUAUGUCACAACUUCAAAAGAAGGUUUAUAACCCUAAAGAAGAAGGGUUUCAUGGUACUGUAAGGAAACCUAGAGACCACAGGGUAGACCCAGAGCAUGCUGGUGGGGUUAAAUAUUCUGCCUGUCUGGGAAACACUUGGAAAUACCCCAGAAGGAGCUGACAAGGAAUAGAGAAGUCUGGGUUGUCUAGCUUAGCCUACUUCCACCGUGACCUUACCCCACAUGGACUGUGUUUCUGUUUACUGCCAAUGUUAGUUGGAGAACAGUUGAACAGGUUCAGCCUCAAAGUUCCUGACAAAGUCAAAGUAACAGAACUAGAUAAAGGGGCUCAAAACAAAACCGACACUUUAAAUCCAGGAUGCUUUUGGCAAACCCAGCUUAUGAGCCAAAUGUCAAAAAAACUUUCCUUGAUCAACAUUUCAAGAAAGACUUUUGAGACAUUUGGAUCUGUAACCAAACAUGCUAUAAGCUUGUCCUUGUAAUGCGGUGUGGUUUUAUGCUUUAUGUUGAUGACAUGCUGACUUACUGUGCUGAUCAGCUAUGCCUGCCACUACCAUCACCAUCACCACCAGCGCUGCUACUCCUGCAUCUUCUGUCACUAACAACGCUUCAGCAAGCAGUUCACCACAUGGUAAGGUAGCUAACCAUUUCAAAUAUUGUAGCUUAACCUUGUAGGUCAAGGUUUGGAUUUUGACCGAUUAGUCAAAAUACUGGAGGUUUCAUGUAUGUUGGUGCAUACUGUGCCUGAUAAGCUGACUGAUACUCUGUGACUGUUUAAUUCCCCUGUAGCCCAACAGACAACCAGCAGCACACCAACUGUUUCAUCUGCUACCACUAACCUCCCAGCUACUAACCCUGCAACUCAUGGUAAGAGCCUCAGACGGCAGCAAAGCCUCAGAUUAGACUGUAAAACAUUUCUGCUUCAAGUCUGCCAAUUCUGUUUGGUACAAAAUGAAAUAGUAAAAAUCUCUCCAUUGGGAAGUUUUAAUCAGAUAUUUUAGUACUUUUGAAGAAAGGUUGUAUCAGUUACAUGUCACAACUAAAGGGCCUGAUCUAGUAAAGGUUUGAGUAUACAAAAACACGUGCAAACUUGAUAGCGCAUGCAAGGAUUGUGUCUGUCAAUUGCGCAAAACAGCACGUGCAAUCGAUUGAACGUGUUUGCCUUCAUGAAUAUGCAGAGUGUAUGUAGAUUGUCAGAAUGCGCAAAGUACUUGGAGGAGGAUAUGCAAAUGUAAUCAUUAGGAACCCGCAAUGUGAUUUAUCAAACCCGGUUACCGAUUGCAAUCACUGUUUUGCGUAUAUAUUUAGCACAUAUGAAAGGCACGUGCAAACUGGCAGAGCGAUAUGAACAAAUGGCUACGGUCAUUGUGAAGGGGAGGCAAAAGAGCAAUGAUUGACAAAUUUGAAUUGCCUUGUGCAUGAAUGGUGCUAUGCAAAUAAACUUGCCUUGCCUGCCUUGCCUUUUGUGCAGUUCCUCAAAAUGAUAUGUGUAUCCCAUGGCUUCAAACGUCAUUUUUCGGAUACGACUACUCUGCUUUCACAAACGCUCCAUGGUGACAGCCAACUGCAAAAUCCUUGUUUAAAGAGGGCAGUCCACUUUCGCACCUGUUAUCAAUUGCACAUGCAAUGAUAGUAGAUCACCCGCAACAUGCCCACUAAUAGCACAUGCGAUUUUUUAGUUUGCAAAAGCAAUUUAGCGCCCCUUGUUUGGGAUCCUAGUAGAUCAGGCCCUAAGUGUUUUAGCCAAAGAGGAUGCUGAUCAGCUCGACCCCUUUACAGGAGAACCAGGAUGCAGGCUAGGCUACAGUUUAACGCAGAUGGGGCCAAUUCUACCGUGUAAUGUAGAUAGUUUUAAAAGACUCAGACUUAAGCGCUUAUCUCUGUGGAAGUGUGCACCCUACUGAGAAGAUUUUCAUCUAUUUGCAGUCAAAAAGCCUCUUUGUUUUUGCACUUUUCUUAGUCUUCAGAGUUAGCUUACAGAGGACAUGUUUUAAUGCGGCAAAGGCAUAAAGGGAGAAACUUCUAUGUGAAGUGGAGAGGAACUGUAGCAUCCUGGUUCUCCCUGUGACUAAAACACUCAAUGGUGACAUGUUACACAAACAUCGACUCUUCAAAAAUACUCUCCUGUUACUGAAUUUGCGAUUCUGUUGCCCAGAGGGUUUUUAUUCAUACACUCCUGUCGAGAUUUUUAUCACCUCAUCUUUCUCCUCGUCUGUCUUAUUCUGUCUUUUACUGCCUCUAACAGUUCCAGGAAAUACUCUGCGUCCACUGCUGUUAGUAACUACUAAUCAACCAACCACUAACAUAGCCGUAUCUGCUGCUUCCUCUAUCGGUAAGACACCCAUUUAAAUCGGUAGUUUUGUAACGGAGGUCGGUGCUCUCUUCUUCUGUCGUCCCUGUUGGUCAUUACCUCCUCUUUGGUCUUUCAAGCUUUGUGAAAUUUUGAGCGUGUUUCUUCUUUUUUGGCAUUAAUGAAGUUUCGGUUUGGCUUUUCUCAUGUAGAGGUUUUGAUUAUCUAGCUGUUGUUUGAAGCAGUGUUCUUGUAAAACUCAUUUUCCAAAUCAUACUGACUUUUCCUUUAGUCUCUUGAGGUGUUGACUCUCUGAUUUCUUAAAAAUGCAUUUAGGUCUUUAGAUAGAUACAAGAAGCUCUGUGGUGGUACUAAAUGUAUAAUCAAAAGGAUAAACACUUCAACACAAAAGCUCGUCCGGUGUGUUUUCCUUCUUAUUUUAUUCUGUAAUAUUUGAUCUCUGUUUUCAUGCUCAAGUUGCUUAUUUGUGUAGUUUAAUUUCCUUUAGAUGUGUCUUCUCUCUUAAGAACUGAUCAUGAAUUCGCCUCACCUGUUCGCUAACUCAUAUUUGAUGUUGCUUAAUGUCUUGUUAUUACAUUAGUAAUAUCUAUAACCUGCUUUUCUUUACCAAAAUAACAUCUGGUUCAAUGACAGUGAAGGAGUCUGCAGAGAAAUCUUCACCCAAAGCUUCUUCCAGCGCUGCGGUUACUUCUCAGAGACAGGAGCCCCGUGUUUCCAAGUCCAGGCCUUAUUUCAGAAGACUGAGACCUCGUAGGUCCCUUACGUCAAGUCACUCAAGUCCUCCAGUUAAAUCCCCAAGACUUCCUCCAGCAUCACACCCCAGACUUGUAGCUCCAGCCACAGGUCACCCAGCUCGCCCUGAGCCCUCUCACCCCAGACAUCCAGCCGUCUUUUACAGGUCAGCAGGUCGUCGCGGCUCAAAGACCUCUCUUGGGUACAUCUCCACCCCUCUGAUCAGGAAGGGGCGGAAGAAGGUAACAACUUUAAGAGCUCCAACUUCAACCGGUGCACCACACAGACCAGUGGUCUACAUCACUAAACCAGCUGCACAGACAACGAGACUCAUUCCCACAUCUAAUCCAGUCUCCACUACAGCUGCACCAGAUCCAAGGACUGCAACACCAACUUUGGGAUAUGCACUCCACAAAGCAGCUGAACCUACAACACAACCAAACUUUUUACACUAUUUAAACUCCAACAAAAACUCUCAUAUGACCACUCAGGGCUCAAAACUUUCCCCAGAAUCAGGGGUUUCACUUAUGUCAUCUCUCUGGCACCGUAGAGACGGGGUAGUAGAUACAAAAGAGUCCUCCUCCUCUUCAACAUCUAUGUUAUCACCAUCAUCAGCGCUCAGCAACAGGAAGAACAAACCCGUCAGGCCAGCGUGGCUGCAGAGCUUGAGUGAUGGAGAAAACCAAACAGCUGUUAUCGCUAACUUUUCAGAUUCCUCUGAAGAACUAAGUGAGGAAUACUCGUCUGGGUAUGAGCCGUUUAUGUUUGAACUGACAGAGGAGAGCGGGGCUUUUGGCCUGUAUGAGUUUGAUGCUGUCCUGUCUUUGGAUGAACCUUCUACUGUCCAUCCAGAUUUUAUCAGCACAGAGCUCCAAAAGAAACCAUCUGUGAACGGAUCAGACCCAAAUGGGGCUUUUCUUUCGCUGAUAUCUGCCUCUGAAGGUGAGGGUGAAAAGAAAGUCCAAAUGCAUUUUCAUAAUAAUUCAGGAAUCCCUGCAGAUGAUGUAGGUAAUGGCAGCAACCUCUCUCUGACACACUCAAUUGAUAGAUUGAUGCAAGAAACAUUAACUUCCCUCAACAAGUCUGUAAUUACCACCCCUAAGACGCCGACAGAGGAUCAGACCCACCACAGGACUCAGAGUAAAACCACCUCAAGUGGACAAAGGCGAGAGGAAACUUCCCACACACAGUCUCUCUCUCCAAAGAUGGAAAAAUGUUCCUCCCAGCCAGCAGCAUCUUUGCUUAUCCCCUCCCUUUCAUCCACUCUCUCUGUGCAGCCAACACCUUCUUUGCCCAUAGUACAGCUAAGCUCCCCAGCUUUCUUAGCAGAGGAGGUUUUCCCCAAACAGUUCUAUUCCUCUUCCUCGCCACAGAAGGAAAACAUUUCCUCACUUUCUACAAACCUCUUUGAUAUUCAUCCUCUUUCCUCCUCAACCCACCAGCCUCUUAUCCCCCUAUUCCCCUCUCUUCCCACUCUGUCAGUGGCAUCUCUCCUCCCAUCUUUCUCUCCAUCUGCUUCAUCAUCUGUCUCCCCGGUUACAUCACACAGUUUAUCCUCUCCUCCUCUAAAGACCACCAUCAUUCCUCUCCUUGCUGAUACCAAACAGCCAACCCUCCUCCCACCAUCCUCGCCCCUGCAGUCCGAGCGAAGGCCUUCAGAAACAGACAGUGUUGGUAAAUUCACUCACGUUCAGGAAUCAGAUAGAGUUAGCGGGGACUUUCAUCCUUUUGUUUUGCCGUCUCUGUCUUCACUCAUUCGAGGAAACUUUGAGGUGUCAAGGGUUGAAACAUCAUCCUGGUUGUCAUUUCCUCUCUUUACUGAAGUCCCGGCUGUUUCCCAGAUGCCUAUUAUUGAUGAUGCACUGUUGCAGCCCCCUCAUGAUAUAUCUGAAUCUCUAAAAAACCCAUUACCCUGCUCUGAAACUGAUCAGGUGGGUCAGUUUGUCCACUCCUCAUUCAGUAACAUUGAGCCAACUUCCUCUGGAUUAUUCACACCAGAUUUACCACCUCAAAAAGAGACGGAUCCGUCUCAAUUGGAGUUGCUUGACCUCGAAUUGGGUUCACCCGUGGUUUUGUGGCCUUCUUCUCAUCCAGCCAGUCCAUCAGUUAGUCAUUUCUUGGUUAAUUCUGACCAGGGAGGUUUAGGAAACAUUGAUAGUCUGCCAGAUGACUUUGAAACUGGCUUUGCAUCUCUGGCAACAGCUGGCGUUUGGGCCUCUCGAGGCUUCCUCAAGAUUUUAAAAGACAGGAACCAACAGUUUCUCUCGUCUUCUUUAUCCGCCAUUUCUUCAAAUCCUCUCCUGUCAACUCGUAGUCCCCAUCACGAUCAUCCUGACAGCCUCCUGCAAGUUGCCAAGGCGACUGAACAGAUAGUAGGAGAAGAAACUGCAGGAGAAGAAGCUGUGAUGUUUCCCUCCUCACCCUCCCGUAACCCUUUAGUUGAGUACUCUUCUCUCUUGGCUCACAUAUCUUUAUCAGUUUCACAAGACGGCCAUAAUUCCAGCCUGACCUUUCACAGAAAUCCAUGGAGGCUGCAACAAACAACCUCUCAUUUGCAAAGCAAUAACCAAUUCGUCACAAACACCCCCACUGGUGCCAAGAGCAUAUUGAGAGGCUCACAGGGACUCCAAAGGUAUGAUGAUUCAUCCAAUUACCCCACAUCAUCCUUUUCCACUCGCUCUGCCAUGACAGCAACCCUGAUGCUGGCACUGCAUAGCGCCCCUAGUGAAAGUCCUGCCCUCACGACCCUCAAGCACACUCUUGACGUGACACAAAUAAACCCUGACCACCCCCAGCAUCAUUUUUUGGAUGCAAGUAAGGAACUACAGAGUCAGAGGCCGGGGCAGGAUGCCCGAAACGCAGAGGACUAUGAUGAAUUUGCAGAACUGCAGCAGCAAACAUCCCACAUUGUUUCCCGUUUACCUCUUUUUCCUCUGGCGGUAACACUCACACCACCUUCCCCCUCUCCCAAACUCUCUCCCAUCCAUCCCUCUAUGACUGUCUCUUCCCUUUCCCUCUCAUCUCUUAAUACCCCUCCCUUUUCUUCUCUGCAGCUGCCCAGCUGGGUGGCAUUGCCAACGCUGUCUGCCAGUAUGGAGGAGGUAGAAAUUGGCGCGUCCUCUUCCAUUUGGACAACUGCUGGAUUCCACCAGCCCACAGCAACCCAAACCCCAGAGGAUGAUCAUGGACCUCUCCAAAGAUCUACCACGUACCCUGUUAACCAGUCAGCAGAGGCAGUCCAGCAGUUUACCACAGUCAGUCCAUCUCUACCUCCUGACCCAGCCUCCACACUCACGAAUAACCAAUCGAAAACCAACAACUCACAACCUUUUGCUUCUGUCAGAGAGUCUGAUACAGAUGAGAUUAUGUCAGAGCUGGCAGACAACUCACAAACAGACAGUACCUCCAGGUUUGUCGAUGGUCCAGUUGUGUCACCUGAGGCCUCUGAUCAUUUCACAGCAGAUUGGACUCGUUUGCACUUUUCUGGUUUAUUCGACCCUGCAGACAUUGUUCCUAAAAUACAUACAGCAGAAGAACCCGCCCCGGCUGCAGAUCAAGUUCCUGCAGCAAAUAAACUUCAGGAUGUAACAGCCCAAACUGUCCUGAGCUCUGACUCAUUCCCUGUCAAUGUGCAAACUACCUUUCCAACUUCCAAACCCAGUUUUCAGCCAAUCUCUGCAGUUCCUGCACAUCUCACUGGUGCUCCAGUUAUUUCAAACCCCCUGCACACUUCUGGCCUCAAUACCCCAUCUUUCACAUCCGCCUCCAGACCUCCCAGUGACUCUUCUAUCCAAGCCCCGAGUCAAGACUUCAUUUCCAGGCAAGAGGAGUUGCCACCUCCUGGGAGUUACAGCCUCAUGGAAAACUUAAAUUAUACCGCUGUGCCAAAUGCAACCACUGUUUCAACACCUGCUGACUCAUCUUCAAGGCAAAACAUAACAAAUAUCACAAAGGAUGGAAAUGGACAUUUGAAAGAACCACAGGGGAAUAUGACAGAUGUCAGAGUGGACACUGGCACAUCAGCAAAGUCAAAUUUGACGGAUUCAAAUCCUGCUUUGAACUCAAGUCCAAGUGUGCCGAAUCACAGUUGGAACCAGGGCUCAGUAUUUCUGAACGGGACCUUAAAUUCACACCAAAAUUACAGUAAUGACCGCCUUUCUCCUACACCACCCGUGGGCAUCAAUUCUCACCAUUAUACCACCACAAAGAACUCCCUAUUCAAAUCACUCACUAUGACAACCAGCAGUGGUGGUAGUAGCAGCCUGAAAAAAGCCACAGUGCUCCCCACACCUGGAUCCCCACCUGUGGAUUUAGCAGCUGGGCCCGAGUUUCCAUGCCAAUGUAAACAACGCUUUCAUUUUACAUGUCUGUGUGGACUAUCAUCGGGGAACAGUAUGUCAUGCAGUUACCAAAAACAGUAGAAGUAGAGGACAUAAAAAAGAAUCAUCUGUGAAGAAAGUGGCAUGUUCUGUGGAAGAAUAAUCACAAUAAUCUGGUUUUAGUGUCAAAAUUUAUACAACAGAGGAGAGAGGUUAACUGAGGUUAUGUAGACAACGUGGUCGAAAGUCGGUGGACACAUUUUCAAACAGAAGAGACACAGAUGACGGCCGUUUGAGUGAUUUACAACUUAUAACAAAGCUUUGUCGUGGCAAAAUUAAACAAAAGUUAUUCCGUUACAGAAAACGUCUGAGGCCCGCUGUUAGCUCUUCAUCAGUGUGAAAUGAUUUAACUCUGUCCCAUACAGCUGCUACUUAAAGUUGUAAUAACCAAGUGUCCACAGACGUUCAGCCUUGAGUGUCAAAUCCGAUCAAAGCUGAUGUACGUAUCAUGGUUGAUUCAGCAGAUAAUGCCACUUUUAAUCAGAAGAAAACAAGAUUUUAGGACUGAAUACAUGACUGAAUUACCUCUGGUGGUGGUUGGGGAUUGGUUGUGGAGUAUCAAAGUAGCUGUUUUAUCCAUUUUUAGACUGUAGUGUUAGAAAUGAGACGAUGUCAAGCCGGUGAUCAGGUGUGGCAGGUGGUGAUUGGUUCCCCAUGACUCUAGGCCUUAUGUAGGGUCGAUGUAGGAUCAAUGGAUGUAGUUGCUUAAUCAAAUGGUAGCAUUUUAACUCAUACUCGUAGUUAGAAUCAGUUGAUUUUGGUUCUUUUUUUUUUCUUUUCUAUCAUUGCACUUUACUCUCUAAGAUUUACUCCAUCAUUAUUCUCAUUUGGGUACUUUUUUCUUUGUAUUUAAACACUUUUUAUCAGGACUUUUUAUGCUCUUAAGAUACUUUUUUCCCUCUCUGUGGUUUUCUUUUGGUUCAGCUUCUUGGUUGGGAUGUCCUGCUGAGCUGCUUUACACUCAGCGUGAAUAAUACCCCCUUUAUAUUAUACAAACUGCUUUGAUAGACUGCUCCCUAAAUCUCAGAGAUGUUAAGGUCAGCAGCCAGCAGGAUCUCCCUCCAGACCUGCAGCGUGGACAUCUGCUGACCCUACAGUAGCAUUUACUAACAUUUACCAAUACAUGAGCGACACCUAGUGGCUAAUGUACAGCAUAGCAGGAGCAUUGAUAGCCUUAUAAAAAUGUAAUCACAGAGGAGGAAGUUUCUUUUGGAGUUUGAUCUAAAGUAAAAUCAAAAGAUUUACCAUUUGGAGAAAAGCUGCACCGCCUUUUUGUCCUGAUUCGUUUAUUGGACAAAAUCCAAAGAGAAAAUGAUGAAUUAUAAAAACUUUUCUCACUGUAAAUCAAACUUUUAGUGGACUUAUCAUUCUGUAACCAAGCUUACAAACUAAAAGAGAUGUUAUUUAAUAUAGUUUAACCAGUAAAACAUCUUUCAAUGUAUACCUUUACUCUCUACGGUGAAAUCCAGCACAGUCUGGACUAACCGAGCUAACUUUGCACACUUGUAUUUGUUUAAAAAAGUAAACUGUUGGAGGUUUCAGGCUGCAGGCUCACAGAGUCAAACCCCGUGAAAGAUUUAAUGACACUCUCAGAGACUAAAUCUCCAUAACGGCUCCAGCCGACAGAAACGUGUUCCUCUCCAGCUUUAGUUAAAUUUGAUCUCAUUCACUAAAUAUCCUGAUAACUGCUCUCUCUCUCUCUCUCUCUCUCUCUCUCUCUCUCUGCCGUUAUCUGACUGGCAGCUUUUCCCUCCUAAUCAUGUCGCACUGUGAAAUUGGAUUUUUAUAUAACUCGAUUGGCGUUGACGGCUCCAUUCGUCUCCUGCUAUGUGACACAAAAACCAGCUCCAUUAAGCUGUAGGUGUGAAACACAGCGAGACUAAUUGAGACUGAAGGAUGAUUUCUGUUUCUCCGUCUUUCUUUCCUCACAUCUUCUUCUGCAGAGGAGUUGUUCUACAGGAUUUCCUUCCUGGUGGAUGAUGGGAGCUCGGUGGUGAGCCAGGCUGAUGUGGAGCGAGCAGUGGCCCUGUGGGUAAGUAGCCUACCAUAUUUAGAGUGAUAUAAGACACAGCCCUGAUUAUGAGUCUAAUUUCCUGUCUUUGAGACUUAGUUUUAGGAAGAGAGUUUGACGACAAGGCCUCUUUUUUAACGCCCAUGAUGAUUUAGAAAACCAUCACCUUUAACCACAUGACCUGUUGACCAUUCAGGUUUUGUCUCCUUGUAUUCGAACCCUGAGCAAUAAUGUUGGUUUAUUGACUCAGAAAAUGAUCAUCAUUGUUUUCCUUUUGCAGCUCAAUCAAACAUUUCAGAACUGGACCCACACCGUCCACAUCAACUCCAUCAGGUAACCCGCAGAGAUUUAAACAGGCUGGAUCUGGUCCUUUAAUUUAGAGCUCAGUAUGUCAGAGAGUAAUCCCUCUGUGUGUGUGUGUGUAUAUGGGAUAUACAGUUCAUCUUAAACAAACCAGUAAAAACAGUCAAAUAAAUCCUGACUCCUCUCCUCCGCAGCGUUCAGCCUGCUGUGCAGAGCAGAAGAAACCCGACCAGGUGAAUUUGACAUUUUCUGUUUUGGAGCAUUAGUCUGAUUGUUGUCAGAGCCCAUCAUCCUCUCAUAUGUCUUAUUCUGCAGCUAAUUUUAAGUUUGUUUUUCAUCAUUUAUCUGCAGCUAUGCGUGUCAGGCGCUGCUGGUUUAUUAUUACAUCAGUAACCAGAGUCUGGGAGAGGCUACUGUGUCCUCCAGGAUGUCCAGCAACCAGGAGCUGAUGGGGGCCGGACUGCAGGUCCAACCAGACUCUACGAAUGUCAGAUUAGUCGGUAAGGAACUUAAAAACUUUGACUUACAUUUUACUGGGUGUCCCAACUCUUUAAAGUCACACUCCAAUUGUUUUUUUUACUACUUAAAGUGUUCUCAGUGGUCUAUAAAUUGUGAUUGUGAAGUUUUCACCAAAAAUCACGUUACCUGUGUCAUUUUCAAGGGCUGCAGCGCUUCAGUAGAUCAUUCGCAAUUCACCUCUGAGUCGUGGGCGGAGACAGUGCUGUUCUGCACACUCCUCUUCAUGCUAGCUUAUAGCCUAACAUUGCUGGUGUAGUAGAAGUUGUAGGUAACGUAGGAGCUAUUCAGCUCUUGGACACUACUGUGUCUAGGGACACGAUGAAAGCUAAUAUCAUAAUUCGCUUUCUUACGAGCAUUUCAAUCAGCAUACGCAGACGCUUGUUCCGCGACCGUCCUCUCUAUUCCUCCGAGCCUGGCCUGCAUAGUGGGGUUUCAGGGGCGGAGCUUGGAUUGGUUACGUAGGAAAUCUCACUGUAUCCGAUCCUGCUGUUUGGGUCUGCCAGGUAUUCACAGCGAUUUGAAUGCAGAAAUAUUCAAAUGCAGUUUCACACUUCUUUUUCUCCUGAUAUGUCCUCUAGUAUCAGAAAAAGGCCACAUGAACAUGUAGACAACAAGAAAAACAUGAUUUUCAUUAGAGUGGGUCUUUAAUGACUUAACCGAUUUGAGUUUUCUCUCUUUUUUCAUCCUCUUUAUUCUUUAGUUUUCAUGUCUGAAGUUCAUUUAAGCUAGUCUUGAGUUGUUAUCAAAUCCUGUUUUUUUUUUUUCCUAUCAUGCAGAAAACUGUCCAGAGGAGAACCCGCUCCACUACCGCUGGCCUGAGAGCCGACCCACCAUCACCCAGUACCUGCCCUGUUUCCCCAACAAGGACCAGAGCACCUCCAGGACCUGGUAAGGCACAUCAAACCAUCUCAGUUGGACGUCUGCACAAUAAAGAAAAGUCAGAGCUGUUUCUUUUUUCUGGAAAGUAGACUUAAGGUUUCUUUGGGUUAAAGUCUGCUUCAAAUUCCAGGAGCAGAUGAAGCAAAUUAGCCAUGGCUAGAAACCUGAAUAUGCCACUAUAAGCGAUGAUGUGCAUUCGCUCCUGUCCAAACCAACAAGCCAAUUAAUUAACAUAGCAGGACAUCUAAACAUCCCGUCCUCACUCUCACUCUCUCUCUGUCUCAGUUUGAUCAGUCCUCAGAAUUUCUCCUCCUACUGGUCGGAUGCUGACGUCAGUAACUGCACCGACAUCGACACCAUCCUGGUGUCUGCAGGUAAGCCCCAUCCUCUCCUCCUCUCCUCCCUCCAUCCUGAUUCCUCCCCUCUACAACCCAUGAAGAUUAAAAAUGAAAAAAAAUGUCUUCCCGCGGUGUGAAAUAAAUGCUUUUAUUUUCACGUGCAGAAAAUGCUGCAGAGGUCGCCGUGCAGCUCGCCGUCAUCACCAAUAAUGAGCUGUCCAAUUUGGAGGUGAGACACAGAGCGAGCAGGACACCAUAGAAGAAGAGCUCAGAUCUGUGAAUUAACGCCUCUGCCUGACUCUUCUUCCUCUUUCCUCUCUUUAGGUGUCCAAAGUGGUGACGAAGGUGAAGGAGUUGGUGAAUGUGGCGAAGAUCAACAGCUCGUUGGCCUCCACCGUUGUCACCAUCAUCUCCAACGUGAUGAGCAGCUCAGAGAGCGCGCUCGCUGCAACCUCAGAGAAGUACGAGUUUAACCAUGAACAUGUUUUCUUACACGAACAUUUCCUGUUGUAUUUUGUCUAACUGUCUCCCUCUCUCUGUCUCUCUCUCUCUCCUCUCAGAGCUCUGAAGACGGUGGACGAGUUGGUUCAGAAGAUCGAGUUUGAUGGUCCGUCCAUCAGCAUCACCUCCAAACACCUGGCUGUAGGAAUCUCCGCCCUCAACACCUCCAUGUUCAACGGGACGUCCUUCAGCGCUUUCAUCCCCCCAAACACCACCGACCCCCAGGUACAACAACAGGAAGUCAGCUCAACACCUGCUAUACUGUCGUAGGCUUUUAUUUUGAAGGGAUCCUUUAACCAGAGAAAGAUAACAAACAAAAAAUAGUUUCAAAAAAGGUCUCAUCUUGUCUUUCUUUUAUCCCUCUCUUCCUUUCCUCUCUUAACUCCUUUUUCCCACCCUCCUUCCCCUCUCCUCUCCCUCUGCUACCCUUCCUCUCCUAUCCUACACCCUUUUUUCCCAUCCUUCCUUUUUCUUCUCAUUUGCCCUUCCUUUCUUUCCAUCGUAUCCUUUCUUCUUUCAUUUGUCUCAUCACCUCUUACCUUUUUCUUCAUUUCUUCUCCUGUUUCCUUUUCACCUUCUUCCCUCUCUUCCUUCAACACCUUGUUUCCUCUUGUUUUUUCUUUUCUUACUCUAUUCCCUUCAUAUUUCCUACCUCCUUUUUUCAUCUCCUUUCUUACCAUCCUUUUGUCCUCUUUUUCUUUACUUCCUUUCUUUCUCUUCUCAUGUCCUCUCUUCUAUGCAUCCUUCUUUCUGUCCUCCUUCCUUACCUUCAUUUCUCUCUGUCUGUUCCUCCUUCUUUACCUUACCUUUUCCUUCUAUGCUUUAUUCUUUCCUGUCAUCUCCUUCCUCCUUCCUCUCCUCUGCCCUUUUUUUUCUCUCUUGUCUUUCUUUACUCCCUCUUUUUUAUCCUUUAUCCUCAACCUCACCUUCUUCUCUCCUCCUCCUCCUCUAUCGUUGCCACCUGUCCUUCCUUGUAUCCUUGUCCCCUCCUCUCUUCCUUCCUCCCUUACAGAUUGACUUUGAAUCGGAGCGGACUAACCCUUUAGCUCAGGUGGUCCUCCCGCCGUCUCUGCUGUCCAGUGUCUCUCUGACGGAGGCGGACAGGUCUUCUCUUUCCAGGAUUAACUUCAUGUUCUUCAGCAGCACCAACCUCUUCCAGGUCAGUCCACACCUGAGCGUCUAAAUAAAAACAUUUCAGGAGAAACUGGAGCCGAAAACCUGCAUGUUUUCCUUAUGAAUAACAAAAACAAUGGAUCGAUAAUUGAUAUUUGACAUCCAUGUUUUCAGAAGGAGCAGCACAGCCGUGCAUUGAACAGCUACGUGGUGGCGAGCAGCGUGGGAAACUUCUCCAUCAGCGACCUGAAGGAGCCUGUGGAGAUUCAGAUCGCUCACCUGUCUGAACAGGUAAAGCUCAGUGUGAACAAAGAGGUUCAUUAUCACAUUGUGGUAUUCUGCACUUUGAGUGUACUUUGCUUUGAGUUUUUAAAAAAAAUCUUCAUUUCUAAAUUUGGUUUUAUUGAAGUUACUAAAUAACUUCAUUAUAUCUCAGUAAUAAUUAUGAAUAUAUAGAGAAAUAUCUCUGAAUGAGUCUUAAAAUAAAUCCUGUGUUUGCUGGACUCUUAUCAAGUUUAGAAACUCACUCCUCGAAUCAUGGCUCUGACUCUGACGAGAAUCCUCGAACCUGUAAUCUCUGCUCCUCCAGUUCAUACUGACAUAUUUCUGUGUUUCUUCUUCUUCUCUCCUGGCAGCCGGCUCUGAAUCCGGUCUGUAUGUUCUGGGAUUUCAGUAUGAACGGUACGUCUGUCGUCACGUCGCUCUUUAUGUUUUAUAUCUGUAUGUUCUUCAGGGAGACGUUCACCUCAGCUCACUGUAGAAAAACAAACAAAAGGAAAGAUACUUCAGGUGUCCUGAGGAAACUUCCAUUUGUUAACAUUUCAGCCAAGAAGCCGUUUUCAUCCAUUUUCUUCUGCUCACAGCUUGAGCUUGUCCUUGUUUUACCUCUGAGGUUUCCGCUUUAAAUGCUUUAAAUGAAGGUACAAAACAGCAGAAUUAAAGAUGCUGACCUGAAACUAAAGGAGCAUGAAGGUUCCUGCAAAGAAGAAGGAAAGGGGAAAGAAGGGGAUAUAGAUACAGAGAGCAGAGAGGAAAAAAAGAUUGUUGUAUUCAGACGUAUUUAUCCUGCAAAACCUGAAAAAGAUUUCCUGUAAGUUUGAUCGUACAAGAUUUCUGUAAAAAGUUUUGUACGCGGUUAGUUCAGACAGGGCUGUGAUGUGGAGUAAUACCCUCUUUUGCCACUAGAUGGAGCUGGAGGCUGGAAUGGUGAAGGCUGCAGAGUCUCCAAAGAGUCCACCAACAAUAAAACUGUUUGUCUGUGUAACCACCUCACACACUUCGGCAUCCUCAUGGUGAGACUGAGCGAAUCAGGAAACACUCAUGCAUCAUUAAAGUCUCUCAGUCCUGCUGGUUUUAACUCCUCAAAGAGCUUUUACACUGCUGAACAUAAUCCUGGAUAAUGAGCUCUUCUUUUUUACCUCAUGUUGAGUCAUCUUUGUGUGUCUCCAGGACAUUUCCGGAGCUGCACCCCACAUUGGUGCAAGGAACAACAAGAUCCUGACCUUCAUCACCUACAUAGGCUGCGGUAUCUCCGCCAUCUUCUCAGCCGCCACGCUGCUCACCUACAUCGCCUUUGAGUGAGUCUCAUGUAAAGCUCUGUCUAUAAAAAAGUCGACAGAGGAGUGAAAAGUUCAUGAAAUAAACACGUCUGAUCAUGUUUUUUCCUUACCCUCUCCAGGAAACUGCGUCGUGACUACCCGUCAAAGAUCCUGAUGAACCUCAGUACCUCCCUGCUCUUUCUCAACAUGGUCUUCCUAUUGGACGGCUGGUUGGCCAGUCUGGAAACCCAGUGGUUGUGCCUUUCGGUGGCCGUCCUCCUGCACUACUUCCUGCUCACGUCCUUCACCUGGAUGGGGCUUGAGUCCAUCCACAUGUACAUCGCUCUGGUCAAAGUCUUCAACACCUACAUACGGAGAUACAUCCUCAAGUUCUGCAUCGUUGGCUGGGGUGAGACCCUUGAACUGUGACUAAAGUCAGGUUUUAGGACUGAGGCAAAUUUAAAGUCUCAGAAAAAAUGUAGAUUUCUUUACACGGACCGACUCAAAAUGCAGAUAUAAAGAUUUAAAGGGACAUUCCGGCAUAAAAUUAAGUUAGGGUCAAGCACACAGUAACACCAAGUCGACCGCUUGCUUCUCUAGUCAUACCAACUUUAGUAACAACCGCACCAUAGCAAUACACAGCAGUCUGAGGAGCCAUGUGCUCAACCAAAACGCCACUCUAUAGCCACAAAUAAUGCUCAGAACAGCACCUAACUUCAUCAACAGUACAUAUAGGGUCCCAGCCACAGCACUAGACACCAAACAUCUUUUUAACUUUGCCUAAUUUCUUUAGCAAAGAGACUAAACACAACUCACCUACUCUCUUCCAGCAGCCGCUUGUUUGUACAGAGACCGCGGGCCAGUCCAUCACCGACUGCAGCAGGGUGACGCAGCUCAAGGAAGAACAUUUCUGAUCAUUUUUUCACAGAAAUGCAAUCAGACUGAGACGCUAAGGCGGAAGAACUACCACGUCUGCAGUGCAAAAUGAUUAAUAUGGUGAUAAUUACAUCAAGGAAAUGAUGAAGUAAUGAUCAUAAAUGUUCUUCCUUGAGCUGCGUCACCCCGCUGCAGUCAGUAAUGGACUCAUCCGAGGUCUCCCUACAAACAAGUGGCUGCUGGAGGAGAGUAGGGGAGUUGUGUUCAGUCUCUUUGCUAAAGAAAUUAGGCAAAGCUAAAAAGAUGUUUGGUGGCUAGUGCUGUGGCUGGGACCCUAUAUGUACUGUUGAUGAAGUUAGGUGCUGUUCUGAGCAUUAUUUGUGGCUAUAGAGUGGAUUUUUGGUUGAGCACAUGGCUCCUCAACCCGCUGUGUAUUGCUAUUGUAUGGUCGUUACUAAAGUUGGUAUAACUAGAUAAGCAAUGGGUCGCUAACAUUCAUCUCUCAACGGGGUGUUACGGUGUGUUUGACCUUAACUUAAUUUUACGCCGGAAUAUCCCUGUAAUGUAAGGCCUCAGUACCUGCCCACAGCGCCAAAACUACAUCUAAAUGCUGUGUUGACCCUGGUUUUACUGUGCUUGAUUGGCCAGCCAAGUGGUCUGACCUGAACUCCUAUAGAGGAUCUCUGGGGUAGCAUCAAGAGACAGAUGAGCGACACCAGAGCAACAAUACAGAUAUGUGGAAGGAGCUACCAAAAUGACCUGGACCUCAAUUAGACCUUAACACCUCAGAUGACCGUCUCUGAAAGGGUCAAAGUGUCUCAAGCGCAGACAUCAUUGUGUGUUUGAGAGCUCUGUGUCUUGUUGUUGUAGGCUUCCCUGCGGUGCUGGUGGGGAUCGUGGUCUCUGUGGAUAAAAACUUGUACGGCCUGCAGGAGUACGGCAAAGGAGAGUCAGGAGAAGGAUCCUCGGAGUUGUAAGUACUUAGAUCUCAGAGGAAACAUAAACUUCUGUGAAACAUCUGAGCAGGAGGUUUUUGACUGUGUGGUUCACCUUAAAUGGAAACAUCAUGAACUGCAUUUUCCUGUAAAAUGUGCUUUACAAAGAGGAUUUAAUUCAUAUACUUAAACAAAUUUAAGGUCAGUGUUAUUUGGCUUGAUUUCUUCUUCCAAGGUCGGUUUAAACUUCGAUCUGUAAAAGUCAUCUCUGCUGCUCUGGAGUCUCAUCAGACUCUGUAAACCGACUGGUCUUCUGUAAAGCUCCACACGUGUAAAUCAAAAUGGAUUUGCAUAACGGUGAGCUCUGAAAAAUUAAGACAUCCCUCGAAACUUUCCCCUGAAGCAACAUGUCGACAUGCAUGGAAACAACCCUGCCUCAGAGUCUGUUGAAAUCUCACUCACCUCAUUCACCUCAAUGAGAUCCUGAUUUAUGGAUCACCUGACAGGCCAUCAAAAGAAAUCAAGCUGCCACAACCUCGCCCAAGAGUGAAAGGCCGUAAUUCUUUUUUACAAGUUAGUAGUAAGUUUUGUUAUUUAUUCCAGUGUCUGUCUGUGUGUCCUCUCUCAGCUGCUGGAUCCAGAAUUCGGUGGUCUUCUACGUCACCUGUGUGGGUUACUUCUGCCUGGUGUUUCUGCUGAACGUGGCCAUGUUCGUGGUGGUGAUGCUGCAGAUCUGCGGACGCAACGGCAAACGCAGCAACCGCACGCUGAGAGAGGAGGUACUACUGCUACUUCACUCGUCAGUUAUUAAUGUUGUUAAACUUUGACUCUUCAUCUUUCAAGUGCGGAAUGCUCAGAGCCAUCUGGUGUUCAGAAAAGCGAGGAUGAGCCGCAGACGAAGAAAAGAGCAAGGAGAGAUGUCAUCACUUCUGCCAGAUUUUUGUUGAGCUGUGAUCUCAGGAGGCCUCGGGCUGUCAUCACUCAGAGCCAUCCACAGAGUAUACAGAAAUAUUUAAUCCACAUCCACAGGAAAAAUUUGCCUGAUCGAUUCACAACACUUAAGAGUCCAGACCCAUGAAUGACCCCUAUGACUAGACUCCCGAGGCUCUGAAGGAGAAGCUGUAGCUCCUGACUCGAUCUCCCUCCAGCAGCUGAGAGGUUCCUCAUGCAGCUGCUGGAAAAAAAAGAGUGUUUUUCAGCUUCACCUUUCCCUGACUGACCAAAAUGUGGUCUUCAAAUAGAUCCAUGAAUCUCUGUUUACUAAUGAAAAAUCAAAGCGUUGAUUUUAUUUGUCGAUUUUACACGACCUUAUGUGACCUUCAGCUCUCACUGGAUCGGUUCACAGCCGAAUGUGAAGUGGCUGGGAUGAGAAUCAGCACCUCCAAAUCUGAGUCCAUGGUUCUCAGCCGGAAAACGGCGGUGUGCCUUUUCCGGACGGAAAUGAGAUCCUGCCCUAAGUGGAAGAGUUUAAGUAUCUCAAGGUCUUGUUCACGAGUGAGGGAAGAAUGGAUUGGCAGAUAGUCAGGUGGAACGGUGCCGCGUCAGCUCUGAUGCGGGCGCUGCACAGAUCUGUCAUGGUAAAGAGGGAGCUGAGCCGAAAGGCAAAGCUCUCAAUAUACCAGUUAAUCUACAUUUCUACUCUCACCUAUAGUCAAGAGCUGUUGGUAGUGACUGAAAGAACAAGGUGGCGACUACUCUUAGAAAUAAGGUGAGAGGCUCAGUCAUCCGGCAGGGGCUCGGAGAAGAGCCACUGCUCCUCCACAUUGAGAGGAGUUAGAUGAGGAUGCCUCCCAGAAGCCUUCAGGCGUUCAGGGCACGUCCUACCGGUAGGAGACCUCAGGGAAGACCCAGGACACGCUGGAGAGAAUACGUCUCGCAGCUGGCCUGGGAACGCCUCAGGGAAGAGUUGGACAAAGUAGCCGGGGAGAGGCAAGUCUGGGCUUCUCUGCUCAGGCUGCUGCGCCCGUGACCUGAUCCCGGAUAUGCAGUGAAAGAUGGAUGGAUGGAUGGAUAUUUUAAUAGCAACUGAAGGAGAAAAAACAAAGGAUGGGAGAUAAACCUUCUGAAGCGUUUGAUCAAGACUAAAACCCACCUUGCACCAGAGUUCACAGCUGUAUUUAAGACUUGAGAGGUACUUCUCCCUUUAUGUGGUAAAAAUUAAUAACUCCUGUGUCAUGGUUUAGGUUCUACGAAACCUGCGGAGCGUCAUCAGCCUGACCUUCCUGCUGGGGAUGACGUGGGGCUUCGCUCUCUUCGCUUGGGGACCAGUGAACCUGGCCUUCAUGUACCUCUUCGCCAUCUUUAACUCGCUGCAAGGUAACAAGACUCACUCAGAACCGGAACCAACACUGUCAGAAAUGCUUUAAUUUAACUGAUAUUAAGUUAGACACAUUUUGGGGUGUUAUUUUUUACACAGCUUUGAAGUCAUGAGAAACCGACUAAAACUGGCUGUGAGAUGCCAACUAGCUUCUGCUUCUGCCAAAUUUGAUAACGCAUCAUUCUCUGCUGUUAUAAUGUUGCAUCCAGUUUGUGUCUCUGAGCUUCAUCAAGGUCUUUCUAGAUGAACAGCCCCAGGCUUCAGGAACAGCUGAGACUCAAAUCCAGCUCGUUUUGGCCUUUGUUUACAAAGGAGUUAUCAAUGAAGUGGCAGGCAUGAACAGCUACGAUGUGUCUGUUGUCCUAAAUCAAAUCAAAUCCUCUCACCGUUUCUGAUGCUGAAACUGUGACUUUUCUGAACGGAGGGAAAAAGUCGAGCCAAAGACUUUCCAGCUACUCUGAUUGAGCUGCUCAGUCCUUUAGCAUUGUCCUAACAGGCCGACAGAGUCUGACAUCAGGUUUUGAUCGUGUUAAAUAAAGCAGAUCUUCAGCAUGACGAGGCUCAUUGUGAAGUCAGCUGAUUGUGCACAUUUUUACUUAAAACCCACAAACGAAUCAAGAAUGUUUGAUUCAUCUCAUUAUAACACUGUACACAUGAAAUGUUGGUUUAAGAAACUUUUUUUUUGCACAAUAUUCAGAAGUUGGAAAAACCAAAUCUCUGUUUUCUGAUUUUAUUUUCCAGGUUUGUUCAUAUUUAUCUUUCACUGCGCUCUGAAAGAAAACGUGCAGAAGCAGUGGAGGAGAUACCUCUGCUGUGGUCGAUUCAGACUCUCAGACAACUCAGGUACAUGUCUGUCUGUCUGUCUGUCUCUCUGUGUUUGUGUGUCUCGGGUAGACCCUAAUCGUUCACAUCAGAACAGUAGAGCAGAUUCACGUCUGUCCACAGGAGUCCUGUCAAAUCUGUCUGCAGGACUUCUGCCAGAUUCCCACAGCAGCCGGAAAAAAACUCUUUAUUAAAGUUUAAAACCUGAGUCCCUGAGCAGCUUUGCAGCUAAUAAAAAAAGAUAAAACAGAGUUGAUUUUGAAAGAGCAGGAAGUCCUCCAGGUGAGCUCAGUCUGUGCCUGUUCAUUUAGUCCAAGGCACAAUGAGUCUGUUUGUGAUCUUUUGAUGGUUUCAUGCCUGGAAUUCCAGGGUAAGCAUGUUUUUGUGUGAAAGGCUGCGGGUCUUCGCAGGAGUUCAUCAUGUUUUAGUGCAGAAUAUUUGUGUAAACACAUGCAUGUAAUCAAGCAUGCAGAAUUAAUAAUAAAUCAACAAUAAGACCGAGCAAUGUCCUUUUCCUCCGAGCGGAGUGAUAAAGAUCAGAUUUACUGAGUUCUGCAAGAGAUGAGUGGAGAAGCAGAGGGCGAUCUGAGGUCAGAUGUUAUCAAAAAGUUUGAAUAAGUUUAAAUCAGAGCUUCAUAAUAGAGACAUCGGGGUGCCAACUGUUCUCCUACAUGAAAUGAUAAAGCCAAAGGAUUAGCUGCUCUGUCUUUUACACAAAUCAAGUGGGACAUUUUGUGUCGAAUUUGUCUUUGUCCUGAGUUUCACCCCUAAUCUUAUUCCUUUCUCAGCCAGAAGAAGCACUAAAACAUUUUCAUAAAUAAUUUCCAAAUUUUCAUUAGAUUUGGUUUAGACCAAGCGUCCACCCCCAGUUUUGAGAGUGCUGACGACAAAGUCAUCUAGUUUUCUCAUGAACUUCUUUACUAAUUGCAACCAGACAGAUUUUUACGAUUAGAAGAGUCGCCCCCUGUUGGACAUAAAGGAGGAAAGUGGGUUUAAGGUUCUUUCCACUUCGGCUUUAAUUACCAAAACUGAAACAGGGAAAAUUCCUAUGGGGAAUUCUCUGGAUCUUGUCAAUCGCAGACCACCCUGAAUCAGCUCCUUUUGGUCUCUUUAAAUGUGAUUCACUAUGUAAACAUGAUGUUUUGUUGAAGCAGACUCGAAACUCAUGAGGAAACUGUUUACUGAAUCCAGAAGAAAGGAUAUUUACUCGUAGCCUUAAGUACAAUCAGACUUGUUUUGCCCCCUGCUGGGCAUGAGGAGGAAUGCAGGUUUUGGACACUCCAGCCGCGCUGGAUUUGUAACGGAGUUUCUCAGUGUUUAUCCAUCAUUAAAUUUCAUAUUGUAUGUCCAAAAGGUUUUACAUCGAAUUCAACCCAAAUUUCAUAAGGCCACCAGGUUCCAAUGAAAUCAUCUGUUGCACAUCUGUUUCAUGUUACUGAUGACUGGGGUAUAAUUAUCCCUGACAACAUCUGAUGGUGUGGAUGUUUGUAGAUGGGGGAACUCCUGAAUUCGAUUCAGGGAUAUCAGGAAGAGAGGGACAAAGGCAGGGAGAGAAUUACUGAAAGAGAGAAGGACAGGAUGAAGGAAGGAAACUAGGUAAAAGGGAGGUUUAAAAGCACUGAUUAAUUACUUUGUGUGUCUGCUGCAGACUGGAGUAAGACAGCCACCAACAACACCAAGAAGGUGAGCUCGGAAAACCUGGGCAAGUCUCUGUCCUCCAGCUCGUUCGGCUCCAGCACAGCGAACUGGACGUCCAAAGCUAAAGCUACACUCAACCCGUUCACCAAGAGACACAGUAACACAGGUGAGACGCACACAAACACACUGAGAUAUCAGCUGAGGGACAAACAGAGAGCAUUCAGGACUUUGUUUUUAUUAAAGGUUGUGAUAUCAUCUCAUGUUUUUACCUCUGUGUUUGGUGUGUAGAAUUCUCAUCCAAUCAAUAGCAAGAGUGGAGGACCAAUGGAGGUAAAGCUAAAGCUAACUGGCUGUGUGACUUCCUGCUUCAAGCAUCAUGUGAUCUGCUCUGUUUCCCCAAAUGUCUGUGGUCUCCGAAAAUCAAAAUUCUGCAUAAAUAUUUUACAAGAUUUUAAAAAAUAUAUAUAUUUGCAGACAUUUUGGGAAAUUGGCCACUCUGUGUUGUGAUUGGCUGGUCACUGUGAUGUCACGCCAUCCUGUUGCACCUGAGACACUCUGCGUGAGGGGAGGUUAUUUUUUUUUAGUAAUUGUCCUACGACCAAAAAACUACAACUCCACCCACCCAGAGUGUCCCAGGAUGCAGAAACAAGCACGCCUCGAUAGAUGGCAUCCACGCUAACAUCUGCCCCGUUUAACCGUAUGUGAUGUGUUUGUACCUCUAUUAAGGGUUAGUAACAACAGGCUGACACUGUGGUUUGCAUUAGAGGCAGUAAUUGAAGUCAGAAAUAGAGGUCUGAUUUCUUCAAUUAACACCAAAUGUUGGCAAACAUGAGGUCAAAGAACUGUGUUCUGGGUCCAAGUAUUUCUCUGAGCAAUUAAGUCCUGAUUCAUGUCUCACUGGUUUUAGUUACAUCUCACAUCUGCGCACCAAAACACAGACAAACACCCACGUUUUCUUUCAUUUAAAGUUACAGCAAACUGGUUUAAUGUGUCCUGAAUCCAUUAGUCAAAAAAUGUGAUAUUUAUCUACCUGUGAGGCAGCCAGUCCGUCUCAGAGAUCAGAGUUUUCCUCGAAAGAAACUCACGAGCACAUCCCAAAAAGUUUUGUUUUUUUUCCUACUGAUUCUUUUAAUCUGUGCCGUAAGUUUUAAGAAGCAUGACAAAAUUAGAGGCAAAUAAGUGAAAACUCUAAAUGAAAACACUCAAAAUCAAAGCUUCAGUCUGACAUUCAUUUAAACUGUUUCUGUUUAAUGAAAUACUCAUCAUUCUCCCUUUUUAAUUAAAUCAGUAUAAUGGAGAAAAAGUCUCUGGCGAUGAAUCAGCUUUAAACCAAAAUGCAGCCUGCAGUGUCUUCAUAAAUCAUACUUUAAAAACAGCAGUUAAUAAACCUUUGAUGAAAACACUCAAACUUAAAACAGGACUCUAAUAAACCCGACAGGAAUACCAGAGAUUUGGGAUUAUCCCGGAUUACAAAACAGAUAAAUUGGUAUCUUGUUUUUAUUAAAACAUACCAGGGGAGUGUGCAGUUUCUAUGUGUCCUACAAACAGAGUCCUGAAACUUUGUUUUGCUCUUUUUAAAAAUGAGGCAAAAGAAAUAAACAUCAGAUUUUUUUUUCUUUAUGGUCUCAGAGAAAUUUCAUCAUGUGAGCUUCUUUUUUUCCCCUCAUUUCCACAGCUGGGAGGGGUUUUGGUUAUCCUCUGUGGAUUUCCCAGAACAGCAAAAAAACAGGCAUAAUUUUAUAAAUCUCAGAUUUCUGUUGAGUUUGGAACAACACAGGCGUAUGACUCCAUAACAUCUUAUGAAUUCCCUAAACUUGACCAGUUUGUUUGCCUGAAAAAUUUCAAUUCAAUGUUGAAAAAGGACAAAAAUACAGAACAUUAAAAGGCAUCUCAAUACAGAUGGUAAAAGUACCCCAACAAAGACACCAAGGAUGGACCUAAAACUGUUAAUCCUACCAUGAUUCAGAUGCUUGAGUAAAUAUGAACAUCCUCUAUGGUUCACUUAGACCAGGCAUGUCCAGACUACUCCACAAAGGGCCGGUGUGGCUGCAGGUUUUUCUUCCAACCAAUCAAGAGCAACAGUCUGACCAAUCAGCUGUCUGAAGACUGAGAUCAGCUGAUGAAAUGAAUCAAGUCUGGUGUGCUGCUGAUUGGUUGGAAGAAAAGCCGCACCGGCCCUUUGUGGAGUAGUUUGGGCAUGCCUGACUUAGACAGAUUCAAACAGUAACUUUAGAAACAUAUGAAAAAGUAAAAGUAACUUAAACCAGGUACGGAAGGAUAACAGACGGUUAAAUUCACCUCGAAUUAGACACCAACAAGUGCACCUUGAGAAAUACCAUGAAUAAAAGUACCAGGAAACAUGUUCUGGAGGAAACAGAUGCAAUAACAGGCUGUUUUUUUUUAUUUGCUUGAUUAUGGCAGAAGAACAAGAAGCAGGUAUUGAAUUUCAUAGUUAAAGCAUUGAUUGAUGUGUCACCAUCCAAACAUACAAGGGUACCACAACACAGGAAAGGUCUUUGUGAAGAAAAUAGCUAUCGAUACCUCUUAUCUGUGUAUCUGGAGACUUGGACCUGCACAGACUGCAUCCUGAAACAUCUUUAAACAGGCUGUUAUAAUUGUUACAGUCAAGCAGAAGCUGGAGAGUACCUUAAGACAACAUUGACUUUUAAAAGGUGCCUUAAUGUACCUUGUUAUUCAGUUAAAUACUCUUGAGAGUACCAGUCAACACAUGUCCAAGGGUACCUCAAAAAAGAGGCUCAGUGGUGCUUUAAAGACGGCACAUUAGGGUUCCUUAUAACAGGUGAUAACCAGAGAUGGUUAACAGUUGCUAAACAGUCUUAAAGGCGUGCAAGUGUACCUUAACACUGCCACUGAAGGAAGUCUUUAAAGGUAAAAACAGACAUUACAAGCAUCUGUAAACAGGUGCUAAGAAGAGCUGCAAAGCAAACCUAAGAACAGAUGCUCAAGGGUACCUAAAAGCGUAGCCAAACGUUCCUGUCAAUAGAUGCGCUGUAACUUAGUGUACAGGAAGCUGAAUCUACCUUCUGGUGUGUUGAGGGUAAACAAGUUGAUGAGACGGGGAACUCAUCCCUGUGACCUCAGGGGUUUCUGGGAAUCUGCGCGUCACGGAUGUCAGGGUGUGCUGCUGUAAAUCUCGCCUCGUGGUUUCUGAGGCAGAAGGUUUGUGGACCACACAGAUUCCUGAGGUCUUACAUUUCGCUGUAUCAGUGUAGCGAUAUAUGUCUAAAUGUUUUGGUGUGUGUGUGUUCCAGGCCCACAGGAAUGCAUGCACUUGCCUCCAUAUUUCACCGCACAGAUUUUAUUAUUUCAUGAUGUUUAUACUCACGUUCUGCACUGCAAACAAACUUGUGGUUGAACUUUGGUGUUAUUGCAUAAACACGCUUAUCUUUUGUUCACUGCUUAUUUGCUCUGCAGAGCUGCUGCGGAUGUGGGCCUUAUAGAGCUGGUCAGGGCUCUCAGAGGAGCUUUAUAAAGUGCUGAUACAUGUUAACUGAAAAAGGAGAAUUUAUUGUUUAUUGAUAUCUUGUUUUAUUAUAUUCUAUUCAUUUGAAAAACCACCUUCAGGAUCCAAAACCAAAAAAGCUUUCAUAGAUAGAUGAGGAGUUUGCUGUGACUGCCAGUUUCAAACCAACAUUAUUUCUAUUUUCUUGGAUAAAACUGUUGGUAGAAUAAAGUUAUAAAACUUGAGCUUGAAGAAUUAUGUUUUCUCCAAAGAGAUGAUUAAGAAAUAAAACUACUGCUGAGCUGAGAGUCUUAUUCCCAUAUCUGCCCUUAACGUGUCAUUUACUCCAGAGAGGAGUGUCCUACAUGGAUGUUUAUGACUUGCAAAGAAGGUCAAUUACACCACAUGGACUAACAUUUCAUGGAGAAUUUUCGUCUCUUUCUGGACUGGAAAUGUUUUAAAAGCAGCUGCUAACUUCAGGUUUUCUUAGAAAGAAAAUAUUAAGAAAAUAAAGAGAAAAAAAACUCCAAACUCUCUUUCACCAAGGUUUUAAAUUUAUACUAUUAUUAGAGAUGUUUGGAAACUGUCACUAUCAUUCAGUUUAUCAGGUGAAAAUAUACAUCAUUACCAUUUGGACCAAUGUUAGCAUCCCAAAGGUAAUAAAAAACGAAAAAGAGAUUUAAAAAUGGGCCAUAAAAAACAUCUGAAGAAUUUCUUUUUGGAAACAUUUUUUUCUGAAAGCUCAAGAGGUAAAACUAAAUUUGAAGCUGCCUUACCUGCUCAGUCCCAGGGUCUCUUGUAGCGCCAUGUUCUGAGCACUAUAAUUCAACCCUAAUUGAACCUUUUUUGGAUGUUUCCGUGGUACGUCCCACCAGACGAAGAUCUUGGAUUAGACCUGUAAUGUACCCUAAAGGAUUAUGUAUCUUCUCUUGCCCCAGAAUCUUCAAGGGGGAGUUGGAAAAGGUUGUUGAAGAUGGGGAUGUCAGGGUCAGCCCCCACCCAUCCAAGGUGGAUAAAUGAAUCAUCUUAACUGGGGCUGGAAAGCCUGACAAUUUUGUACUGUAGAUUCAACAUCCUUAUUCAAAUCCCCCACUUUUUAAACAAUGUGUCAGGAAGGUUGUGAUAAAAGGUCCUAAAAGUUUAGAUUUAUGUUUUUAAUGAAACUGUAGUGGAUGUAAACUUAUGACUAGAAAAUAAGGUUGUUGUGUUUAUGUAUUUAUGUAUUUAUUUAUUUAUUGUUAUUUACGUACAUAGUGGUGUCAUCGGCGUCUAUAGAUAUCAUAUUGGUUAAACAUUAAGACACCUAGCCUUGAUCCUUGUGCUACACCAAACGUGUUUUUCACUGUACCGAUCAUAUGAGGAUCAAAAGUAUCAAAAUAUGUCAAACUUCAUCCAUAUGUGAAUAUUUUAGAGGAUAUUAAGACCAUGCAGAAUGUUUGAAGAUUUCUGGAAAACCAUUUCUCUGAGGUCUUUAUGGAUCCACGUUUUUUGGACCCAAGAAACCUUAAAGAGGAAACAGCAACAUUGGCAGCAGCGUGAAGCGUUUCUGAUUAGUGAACAGUGUUUUCUUGCCAGAUAAGCUUUCAAAUUUCUGGAUUGAAUUUUCUUCACUUCACUUUAAAUUUAUUUUUUUAGAGGCAUCCAUCUUUUUAUCUUAUCAUAACUUAACCUUAUCCUAAAGAACGGCUCUCUUAUCAGCCCUGCUUACAUUAUUUCUCAUUUGUCACCCAGUGACUCUGACAAUUCAGCCAAAGACUUCACCGAAUGAAUAAUGUGUCCUGUAUUCAUGAAUGCAGCUGAGAGGCGCUAGUGAAGUGCACUUUGUCUGAGUUCCAGACAGAUUUGACCUCAAGGAGACCCCCACAUUCAGACUCUGGAGUUUAUUGUCUGAGCUCAGCUUGAGUCUGUUUUGGGAAACUGGGAAACAGUCAGACAGAUUUGGAUGCUUCAUCUGAUUUCCCUCCAAUCGUGACAGACCAACCGCUGUCACACUCUGGCUCUCAGUCCGAGCCUUUGCAGAUCCUAAGAAGUUUAUCAGUCAGUUAAAGCUUGUUCUAUCAGUAUCUUCCAUAUAUCAGCAUGUUUUUAACCUCUUGACCCCAAAUCACUUAUCCACCCACGCUUCCUGAUGCUGUUCGGCAAGCUAUUUAGUACAAGAAACUCUCGCUGAGCAGUUUCUCCGAUAUCUAAUAAAGAACAUCUACAUCAUUUAUUUCUACAUAAAUCUACAAACAAUAACCUUAUCCCAAACCCUUGUCCUCCCGUCACACCCACUGUGGUCACUAAUCCAGAUUCAACAUGAUAAGGUAGCAGAUUUUAGGGUCUAUCAAAGGUGGGGUAGGCAGGAUCCGAAGAAGUGCCAGUUUUUGGGAGAAAUCUUGAAUGUAAACUCUACCCCUCCCUCUCUGCUUCAGCAAGCCCCGCCCACAAACAGACACUCCUGCUCGCUUGUACUGUUCCAAUUAAAUUCAGAUAUAAUGCAGAUAAAUACUUCAGAUAAUUACAAAUGGGGCCCAGUCAACGUGAAAGUAAAAAGCAUUGGUGCUACUGUAGAUGCCAACAGACUACCAGCAAACACAAUGUUUUCAGGACUUCUAAAACUAGGAUAAAGUGACAUACUCCAGGACCCGAGGUAAACAGUUUAGCGGCGCUGCACGCAGCAGUUUCCCGAUUGACAAGAAACACAGACACUCAGAUUACUUUGUUAAAGUGGUUUACCUGUCCAGCAUAAAAGUUACAGGGUCCGUAAGAUCCCGAAGCGUUCACUGAUGUUGACUUGGCUUUUAAGCUCUUGUCUGGUUGGUCUACCUCCUUUUUGAGCCCAUUAUUCCGCCAGAGUCUCUGGUAUUUACUUCGUUUUCUUGCUUGUGUUGGGUCCGCCUCAAAACCCAUCAGGUUGGAGGAGGCGGAGAAUGGCUCUCUUUUAUAAUUAGAAAGAGUGGGCUGCUCACAGACAUAACAAAACACAGCGAUAUCAUUAUAUUACCAAAUGUCAUCAAUAACUAAUAGCUAUUGACUGAUAUUAAAAAGCUUUUUUUUAUAUACACCACAAAAAGAUGCUUCUUUAACAGAUUCCUGCCUACCCCACCUUCAAGAGGUUCCCUGUGGUAUCCGGUACCCUGAAUGGUUUCUACGACGGUCUGUUUUAUACUUGUCCCAUAUGUAAACUCUCCUCUUUGAUGUUGUUUUAAGGGUAAAUUCUUUGGCACCAUUUCAAAGUAGUAUUCAAGGUCCGUUUAAAGGUACUCUGUUCAAAAAGUCAUUUUUUUUUUUUAAUUAUUUAAGGGGAACCUUUAAGCACCUAUUUCAAAGUGGUUUUAAGGGUCUGUUACGGGUAUCUGCAUCAGUGUUUUUACAAUUUUAUAACUUUUUAAGGUUCCUUUAAUUAUUUUUGUUAAGCAGUAUCCAGGGUCUGUUUUAGGCUACCCUCUUGCAUCUUUCUAAAAUGUUUAUUUAAUUAUCUCUCUGUUGAAUUUUCUUUACUUUCCUCUUUUAACCCCUUAGCCACUCCUAUUUUAAAGCAGUAUUUAGAGACCGUGUCCAAGUACCACUUACUAUUUAUUUCAAGUCAUCUUUCUUGUGAAGUUUUUUUUCUUCAUAUCCAGCACAUUGGUUUGCAUUUAUUGUUUGACCUCAGUUCUUGGUACUCUUUCUAGUUUUUAUGAAGGACGAUUUUGCUUAUUUCCAAAGACCUCCUCAGUCUUGGUUUUGGGGUCUCUCUCCCUCAUACCUGGUCUGUUUGAAGUUACCCAGCUGCAGUCUUUUGAGCUGUAACCAUGAGCAUCUGUUCUCAUAUAUCCUUUUCCCUGUGUUUGAAGGUGUCUUCAAGGAACAGUUUUAAGAUACCUUUAGAGUCUGGUUCUGGACCUCCUUUUCUUUGUUCCAUGUGUGUUCAGGUCUGGUUCUUGUUUCACGGGUUUCUUUUAACAUCUGCCUCAAUCGCAGGUUUUAAGGCACGUAUUUCUGUUUUGAGGUCUGAUAGCAGUUUGGUCAGUUGUACUAUUAACUAUAUUUUCUUUGGUCUUUUUUGAGUCAAAGUGCAGCCCUCUGUUUGGUAAGGUCUUGGCAGUAAAGGCUUCUUGGUUACUCAACCCAAUGGUGAGUUUUUGUUCUUUCAUUUUGGACUCCGACCACUCGCCUCUGGGUGAAUUUCCAUGUUGUAUUUCCCACUCUUUGCACUCUUUGUUGGUCUGUCCAACAUGUCACUAACCCUCCAAUAUGCCUGCUGUGAAAAAAGCUUUUCAAGUCUGAUUUUGCAGCUGAUGGAUCCAAAUUGGCUCAUGGUUUAGAAACAAAUUGCAGUCUUGAAAUUUGAUUACAGAGAGUGGCCAAUAGAGCUCAAUUUUAAGCCCUGGUAAGACUUCUCUGGAGGGAUCAUUCAUUACCUCAGCGGAUGUGGAUCAGCACAGUCUGAUGCAGGUUAACAGCGUGUUGCUGGCAGCUAUCUUGGCGAUGUCUGAUAACUCCUGAAAUGGACUGGUUUUGUUUAGAGUUUGAGUGACUGUUUCACUGAGUUUGAGGUUUUUGGAAAUGUGGGUUGUACAUUUUUAUCUGGUUAGUGUUUUCUAUUGUUGUUUUAAGAUUUUGGUAUUUUGUCUUCUGUUUUUUUCUUUUUUUUUUUUUUUUAACUUUAAAGGUGACACGUCAGUGCUCAAACUUUACAGGCACAUUAGAAAACAUUUAAAAAUAAAGCUGAGCAUCAGGAAAGUAAAUUAAAGAAAAUUUGCCAUUAUGAAUACGUUUACACUUGCCCGGCUAGUUUCAUAAAUGGACAUUUAACCCUCUCCGUUUACAAAAAUAAACUGCGUGUACACCACUACGUUUUCAGGGAAGUUUUCGUCUACACUAACCCGUGUAUAUAUGCCUUUAAGAGUAUAUCAAACAUGUAGGUAGCAGUGUAGCGAGAGGCUCAAGACAACAUUAGCCAAUCAGAAUCCCGCGUGGCAGCAACAACAACAACAGCCUCCCUUCCUUCUUUCCUGCACACAAUCUACCGUCUGCUACCCAUAUCUCAGUUUUUCUCCAUUUUUCUCAAAAUUUCCACCAUUUUUCUCCGUUUACAUGCAAACAGAAUUUUCUAAAAUCUCCACUCUGGCCGGAGGUUUUAAAAAGCAUCAUUUUCAGGGGCCAAUUCUCCAUUUGCGUCUAAACAAAAGGUGUAAGCGACGGUUAAUGUCUCAGUUUUUAGAAAUAACAUAUAAACGGGGCCUAUAUGUUUAUUUUAUCUGCUACAUGAGGUCAAAUUGAGAUGGUGCAGUGCUGGGCAGUUUACUUUGGUCUUUCCUGGAGAUGGUGAGGGAAAUCAUCUCUGAGCAGAGUCAGGUGUGGGAGUGCCUGAUUGGUUCGAGUGAGAUCAGGUGUGGGAAGGUGAUAUAAGUCCUUGACCGGUUCAGAGUGCUGGCUCACUGUCUCUUCCUCAGAUAUUGGGAGAGGAUCUUUCAAGAUAUGACUAAGCACUCAUCCUUUGUAUGAAGAGUCAUCUGUUCAGUUUAGACCAGGUUUUAGAGACUGGGUCUUUAGAGUCUCCAGUGUUUUGAUUGUGUCCAGUCCCCCUCCUUCUGACAGGUCCAUCAUGAGCUUUUAUUUUGAAAGCAAACAUAUAGACAUUUCUUUAAAGCUUUAUUUUCACACUUUAAUAAUGAAGAUCCUUCCUGACUUCUAUCUGCAUUAUUAAAUAUUUGUCUCAACUUUUACUUCUCUGGAGUAAGCCACAUAAAAGUGUCACUCAUUGGUGACUAAGAAAUCAACAUUUAUAGAAAUUAUAAAGGCUUUUUUGUAAAGCACCCGUGUUAUCAGUCUGAGACCUUUCAGUCCAUUUUUAUGGCUUUAAUUCCCCAUAUAAUAUUUUGGGGUUUAAGUAGCUUAUCAGAUGACUGUAACAGUAUAAACUGUUUUUAAGGUUGCUGCAGGUGUGUCCCUUAACUUUUAGUCAAACUCUGCUUUCUUUAAGGGCAUACCAUCAUUCAUACAGUGAAUAAUAGAUACAAACACAUUUCUCUUCUUGGCCGAGAAAUUCCUCCUCAUAAUAUAAAGUCAGUGAUCCACGAAGUUCUCCCUGAUGCCAAACAGUCACUGAGCUAAGUUUGUGCUGUUUCUGGACCAAGACAAAGUGAGAUAUGAUGAGAAAAACAAAGAUUGUUCAUAAUUUGAGAGUUUGAAUGAUGCAGCUUUAAACUUUCCUGUAUAAACACGGUAAGAUGAGUUUUCUGGUCUCUGAAGCUCUAAUUUAUCUCCAUCCCUGGGCUCUUCACGUCUGGACUUAAAAGCUAAAAGGGGGCUUUUCUUGGCAAGGUGUGGUGUAAAAUUAAAAGGUCAUUUAUCUCCUUUAGAUAUCACAGCUGCUAGAAAAGUUUAAGAUCUUAAUAUGAACCAGUUUUCUGUCAGCGUUUGGCAGAAUGAAGCUUUACAAAACGCGCUGAAAUAAUGACCUUAUAGUAGACUUCAUUAUCCAGAUCACAGGGUCCAGCUUUGCUUCUCCUAACCUGUGUGAUGGGUUGAGUUUUAACACUUAAUCAUUAGUAAGAGAGCAUAUGGAGUGUGGACUGUCUUCUGAUGAGUAUAUUCCAGCCAACACAGGUUUGGGUAACUAGUCUUUUAUGUGCCAUCUAAACUGUCAGCGGUGCAUUCAGCCUGAUUUUCUGCACCUACUUUGAUCCAAUGUUGGUCAAAUCCAACUGCUGGGUCACAGAUUUUCCAUGCAGCUCUCAGUCCCUAAUCCUCCAUUUCUAUUUCAAAAAUGCUCAGUUUGUGCUGCUAACAUUAAGCAGAGUAAUGCCAGCUAUCCACCAGCAGACUUUGAGAAAAUUUUAAAAAGAGUCCUGGAAAACUAUCAGCUCAUACCUGCUCUCAUCUAAAGACAAGUGUUCAGAGUUUUCAGUCACAGCCUAGUCUCAGAUGGAGAAUUUACAAAGACUGUGAAUCUUUCAGGGUUACUAUUUACAAGACUACAACUAGAUUAUUUUUGUAUAUUAUGUAUAUACAUAUUUUGUAUAUAUUAUUUUUUUUGGGGGGGACACAUACUGAGUCCCAGGAAGCGCAGAAAAAAAAUUCUUGUUGAGGUGUGGUGGCUUUAAUUUAGCUGUGGUGGUGCACCAUUACAUGUAGGGGAAACCCUGCAGUUGAUGUUGAAUAGGCAAGUCUGAUCUGCCCAAAGCUCCACUAUCUGCUCUUUUUUUAUUGCCAGUAAUUCUUCAGAGAUUCUUGUUCUUAUUUUGACUGUCAGGUUUCCUUUUCCGCUUUUGUUAGAGCUCAUCGAUUGGUUGUUGGUUGUGUUACAUCACUGCGACUUGUGAUAAUACCAAACACUGAUAUAGACUGAUAUAAAACAGCACAGAUUACCAUCUUCAAUUUAACCAUCAAGAUGACGGGAGUGUGCUGUGACUCUGUUGUGACUCCAGUAAAACUCCAAGAUUUACUUAAGACUUUCAGUUUUUAGUCUGGGACUCUGUAAAUAGUUUGGUGUAUGCCAAGCCUAACUGGAUUCAACGCCAAAGGAAUCUGAUGUUUUCUGUGUUUUUAAUUUUGUCUCAGUCUUGGUAAGAAGUCAUUUUCUCUUUCUUUAAAUGCUCAUCUGGAUUGCAGGACCAGUCUUGCUUCAUUAUUGUAACCAAACGUUGUGAGCUGAAAAGUAUUUGUCCAAGCUCUGGGGAAAUCACAGCAAAUCAGCCUCAAAAGUUUUGCUAACCAGCAGCACAAAAAGUUUCCUAAAUGGCCACAUUUGCCGCUGCAAUAAAACUCUGUCUCAAUUCUGACACAUCGUAACACAACCAUCAGCAAGAUCAUUUACCUUCAGUUUUUUUACCACUCUCAAACUCAGCCUUGGAAAGAGAUUAAUCUUUUUUUUGUGUGUUAACAGUGUUAACAGGCUGAGGAGAAUAUGUCUCUUUUUAUGAGAAAGCUGUUCCUGGUUUAGGUUUGGCUGCUUUUCAAACAGCUAAAUCCUGUCCUCGUGUGAAACUUUAAACUGGAAGAUGGUUUUACAGUGACCAUAUUCUGAAUCCCCCAAAAUGAGGACACGACUACGCAGGGGCGGAGUCACGGAGUCACACAUAGUUAAUUUUGAGAGUUCUGUGUUUUAUACACAUUUCUAACUCAGUAAGUCCACGCAACACAAACUCAAAACUUUCGUACAAAACCCCGGACAAUUGAAGGAUUUUCUAAACUCCCCUGGACAAGGCCAGACAGUCGCCAAAAAAGAGGAUAUGUCUGGGUAAAAGAGGACGUAUGGUCACUAUACAUGGUAUUGAAGUUUAAUAUACAUCAAUUAAACUAUAGCACCACUCUCUGUCUCUCUGCUGCUUUCACUGCAGAACUUUAUGUAUAUCUUGGAAAGAGACAAUAAGGCAAGAAACAUUUCCAUCAGAGAGGUGAGAGCAAAGCACACAGCUAUAAAGAAAAUCGAAACCAUGUUAAGAGAAGCCUUAAAGCUCCCAAAGGGCCUAAAAUACAGAGACAGGUUGUUAUCUACAGUCAAUUAAGUCCUCCCUAUCCAUCCUUCUGAUAAGUUGUUGGUAUAAAUAGUGAUUUGUGGAGUUUUAAAAUCUUAGAUGUCAAGUAAAAGACUAACCGAUCCAUAAAUCAUACUUGUUUACCAAUGAGCAACAUCUGUAGAUCCUAUUAACCGAACACAGGACACGGCCUGCUUCAUCUGCUCUGUGUCUGUAAAACAAGACCACAGAGUGUGUGCUCUGGUAAGACUAUCUCGAUGUAAAGUUUCCAGAUGUGUCAGGUCAAAAUAUCCAUGUUUUCGUAGACCUGACGCUCUGAGGUCUCUAAUGUGGCAACACUUAAACUCUCAGUUCCUGUUGCUGUCCUAAACUGCACCAACAGUGUGGGUAAACACAGCAACACAAACAAACGUCUUCUUUCCAAUCAGAGGGGAUUUAAAGGUCACAUUUACUGGACAGACUCUUGUGUGGAGCCAGGGGCGUAAUCGGAGCUGUCAUAAUAUGCUGUGAUUGUCCAGGAAGUCGUGACUGUGGCUGCGGCCAGAAAACAACUAUUUCAUGACCUUGUGACUUUUUGUUGCACAGGGACACUGUUGGGAAGAGUCUGGAAAUUAUAGAAGUAAACUGAGCAAGACAACUAAUAUGCGUUUUGUUUACUUAGGCUCACAUAGAGUGACAGAGCAGCGAUGGAGCUCCUUUUUCAGGCCAAAGAAGACUUGAGCUGAAUGGCAUGAAUCAAAGACGAGCUAAAUUAUUGCCUUCUUUUCAAAAUAAAACUCAACUUUCUGAUCGCGUUAUUAGACCUCCAAAACACAGAGGGGCUUAUGCUUGAUUUGCCGAAAAUGAUGUGCGUUCUGCCUCACUGCUUUGGCUGAGUUACCAACAUAGACGUCCAAACUUUAAAAGCUGCUGGUAAUGGUCCAUAUAUCAGCAAAUUAUUGUAAAUUAAUCUAAAAGACAACAGGGACUCUUAAAAUUACAGGAACAAGGAGACAAACCCUGAAAAUAAACCUUCUUCUCACAAUCGUCCAGCAGCAGAUGCAGCAGUGUUUGGUUAGGUUGGCGUUCCUGUCCUCUGAGUCUCAGCGGGUCAGAACGCUUUCGAUAAAUUUCCUCUUUUAUUGAGGAGAUUAUUGGCAGCUCAGAUGGUCCAGGUUUGAUUAUCUACAUGAACAUAUCAAAGGCACCAUUGUGACACAACGCUCCAAAGUUUGCUCCAAAGCCAAAAAUGUCUUUGUGGUGAUAAUGUGGCCUCCCUGAACUUGCUCCAUGCUCAAUGCAGUGAAGGAGUUUAGAGGAGUGUCCACAAGGAGAUGAUACUAGUGAUGUUAUUUGCCUCAUAUUCUGUAUUUAAUAAUACCUGACUGGAGUUUGAUUUUAUACAACUCGUAUUUAAGUGAAUAACAGGAUCCUCUUUAGAAAACUUCAUCCUGUUUACAUUGGCGGCCUCAGCAGUGAAAUGAAGCUAACCAGGCAUCUUGGCUCAUCACAAACUGCACGUAUAACAUGUUUCCAUAUGCCUCCAGUCCCUCUCUAUAAUAAACCAAAACAGGAAUCCAGAUAAACCAAUGAGGAUAGCUGAGAUGCAUUGCAGUAUAACAUAUCCAAACAUAUCCUCAUUUGUAGAUGUCUUGCUUCAUCAGCUUUUCAGUGAGUGGAAAAAAAUAAACAAUCCUUUAUACACAGAGAUGCUGCAGUGACAUUAUCCAGACUGGCUUUGGCUGACCGGUUGUAUUAAAAAGUUUUUGUUGACUCCAGAGCUUUUUUAUUGCACAUAAAGAAAGCAAACCAACCUGAAAAACGUUGAACAAAAUCAACUAGACAAAUCCCAGACCGCCUGGCAAACUUGAAGAGACCCAAAAACCUGCUUUGCAUGAUCACCCAAACUGCUCUGCACCCAAUAAAGCUGUCACACAGAGGGAAACAUGAGGCAGCGUUUCUCCUUCAGAUUGGAGAGCUGAGGUGGAUCUUUGCCUUCAUUGUUUGUCUGAGGCUGUAUUGGUUUUCAGGAUCAAACCCCAAAUACUUCCAGCCCGAUGGAGCUAACUCGCAUGUCGUCAUGAGACCUGAGCAUGGAAUUUUAAUGUAAUAACAACAGUGAUUUAUGUGAGAGAGGAUGGUAUGACUUGUUCCUGCUCAAACCUUUGAUAUUUGGUCAUUUAUUCUCUUCAGCUUGUUAUCUAGUAACGCGGCUUUGACCUCUGUUCAGUCAGUGUCAGGUGUUCUUUCAGCCACUUCACCCUGCUGGUACAUUUUCUCAGGGACGGUUAAUUCUUGAUUUAUGGUGUGGUAUUUGGACCUGUUGGUGAGGACGUUUCCCUUGACUUACUGCGGGUCCCCCUUCCUGUCCUUUUGAACCACAGGAAUGUUAUUAUGAGCGAUGGGUAGAAUCCAAAUUAAGAUAAAGGUCUUACCAUGAGCUCAUUUUCAGGAAACAAAACAUUAAAUACAAACCUGUUUGGGGAUUCAUACCUUUGUAAAAUAUGGUCAUGGUUGUUAUACCAAACUGUAGGAGCCAGAUAUAUCCACUCAUAUACACACACAGCAGUGCAGAAUAUAAUACCUGCAGCUUGUUUGAGAAGUUUUGCUCCCUCUCACGUUUCUCUCUAACUUCAAUUUCAUGGAAUUUUAAUUCAAACAUUUCCGUGUAUCUGUAUCUAUGUAAAUAAAUCUGUUUUUUAUAUGAUAACCAUGAAUACCUCUGCUUAUGUUAAUGUUUCAAACAGGUCUUCAAACAUACUGCUUUAAUUAAAGCUGUAACACGAGGGGCGCACCAGCGCUGUUUGAGUUUGGAGCAAGACUUCUACUUGACUGUUAAACCUUGAGCGUUGAUAUUAUAUGACUGUCUGCAACUUUACACCACAAGAGUCCUUGGUUUGAUGAUUUAAAGAUGGUGAAUACUUUGUUUAAAGUUAUAAUUCUUGGCUCUUUCUUUGUCUCAAUGCAGAUAAAUGUUACUCCAGCCCGAUCAGCCCAAAGUGCGUCACAUCGUCCCCUUCCUCCUCAGUGGUGGAGCCCAACUCUUCCUCCUCCAUCCUCCCUGUCAGCCAGAUGAUUGACAAGGUGAAAGGUUACUGCUCCACACGCACUGACAACUUCUACAAGAACAUCAUCAUGUCCGACAGCUUCGCCCACAGCACGAGGUUCUAG
Molecule: messenger RNA, 84766 nt
Organism: Xyrichtys novacula (pearly razorfish)
Lineage: Eukaryota; Metazoa; Chordata; Actinopteri; Labriformes; Labridae
Source: the annotation of a GenBank genome assembly